GUUUUGUAGAGUGCAAGAUCUCAACAAACUUGCUUGUACUUCAGUUUGUUUAUUUUUACGCUGGAUUCCUUCGUAGAUCAGUGUAUAGAAACAGCCUAAAUCACGACAUGACUGUUUGUCGUACCUCUCAAUUUUUGUGGAAUUCCGGAGAUCGGUGAGUUUUUGGACGCGCGCAAAUUCGAAGUUGGACAUCGGAAGAUGGCUCAACACACAAGCUAUCUCCAUAUCGGAGAUAUCGUCUCGCUGUUCGCUGAAGGCACCGUUAAUGGAUUCAUUAGCACACUCGGGUAAAGAAAUGAGAUUAAUUUCAGUUGCAUUUGUGUUUAUUGUUUUUUUUGUCUCGUUCUUUCCAGUUUAAUCGGAGAUGUUCUUUUUUCAGUCUCAUCGAUGAUCGAUGUGUGGUACAGCCAUCGGCUGGUGACCUCAAUAACCCACCGAAAAAAUUUCGCGGUAAGGAACAGUGAUCGUCCGUUUAUAGACACGCUUUGAGCAUAUUUAAAUUUUGAGUAUGAUAGAGUAAGAGGCAAGCUGCCGGUUUGCAAUCUAUUUUUUCAUCGUUAAGCUUAUCCUUUAUUCUUUUUAGACUGCCUGUUCAAGAUUUGUCCGUCGAAUCGCUACUCGGCCCAGAAACAGUUCUGGAAGGCGGCUAAACCAACUACUAGCGCCACAGAUGCAGUUUUGCUGAAAAAACUACAUGUAAGCGUGGGAUGGUUAUAGAUAUUUCACUCAUGUUGUGUUCCGUCUUUUUAAAUUUCUCUUUUAUCUUGGCGAGAGAUUAGCGCAACAAGCUUGACACCAGUAUGCGACCUCAUCAUGAACUUCCUGCAAACUGCACACGAGAUCAUAGAGCUGAACCACUAGGUUAAUGAUCUUUUACGCUUUGUAAAAGCUUAUAAGAUACAUUUUUUCUUUUACGAACAAAAAGCUCAAUUUAAAUAGCAAAGCAUAAAUUUUGCGUGAAAGUGUAUUGAAAUUAUUAUGCCAAUUAGACAUUUUAUACUCUCACUCCUCAGGUGUGUGGCGGUACUAAUAUUUUUUGCCAUUCGGGCUCUUUCAUAUGGUCUUAUCGCAGCCAAUAGAACUAGUGUGGUAUGAUGUUUAUUUGCAAAGUAGUUCUCUAUCAAAGUACAUAUGAAAAACUACCAGAUGUGUACACAAGCGCUGAGAAUAGCCAUUGACGGCUGCUUGGUAUCAGCAGUUGGCGAAUUUAAGGCUUUAUUUUCGACCAAUUUUUCUUUUUCUAGCCAAUUCUUCAGAUUUUUACCGGAAGAAGGAAAUAGCUCGUUUUCCGAGCAUGUAAGUCUUUGUAUUUUUCAAAGGAAAAAUACAAAUCAGACUUGUGUGCGACACUCCAUUGUAUAGUAGAAUCUAAUAAAUUAAUGUUUCUUGAUUUGCAUAAUAGCUUUGUAAGGAAAUCUUCUGUCUGCGGAAAAGUUGACUUUGUUCGUUUUGAUGCAAAUUAAGAAUAAACAACACAAGAAAGCACUAAAAAAGUUAUUUUAUGGGAAAGGCAAUUAUUUUAAGAACAUUACUUGUAAGUCUUUGGUCUCUGAUGGUAUACAACUGUGUCAAAAAAUUAAGUGCAGCUGUUUUACUUAUUCAUUUUUAUUUUUUAUUGUUGUUAUUUACUUUGGUGUAGUAAUCCCCGAUCAUUCAAUAACUGAUCAUGAUGACCUUUUUUAAUUAAAAGAAAAUUUGAAAGCAAAUUCAUCCUCUUAAGCUGUCUUAGGCUUUGUAUCAUCCCUGAAGAUGUUUUCCAUUAACAGGCAACCUUGAAUAAAGUGGCGAAAAGAAUUGACAUAAGAUUUAUAUGGUGCUUAACUGCAUUGUACUCACAUUAGUUUAAUUGGUUCAUGGGCUAUUGUACUGAUCUUAAUUCUGACAAAAUUAAAUCUUAAUAUUGCCUUACAACUUUAAAGGGAUAGUUGAUUCAAAUGCUUCUUGCAUUGAUUGAUUGCAUUGACUCACCUCAUGUUUAUUGUAUAAUCCUUCACUUUCCAAGAGAAAGUGAACCAGAAAAUUGAAGUUGCCGAUUUUUUUGCCUAUCACAUAAGUGUUAAGAUGCAAUAAUAUAUUAUAAUUUUUAAUGUCAACCUGUUCAUGGCCUCUAUUUGUACAAUAUUUAUCUAAACCACUAGAUCUAUAACUCUGUAAGCACAUAAUUGAUUAUCCAUCAUCUUUAAUGGAAGAGAGAAGAAUGUUUCCUUAAAGCUGCUUUAAAGAAUGAGCUAGGGGAGAAAUAACUAUGAAUUGAGGCUGGAUUGGUUGUUGAAUGCCCAGCAACUUAUUUUCACAUCACUGAAUAUGAAUGGAUAUAUUACUGUUUUCAUGUAAUUUAUGUUUUACUUAACAAGUUGCAGGUUUUGCUAAAAUUGCCCAAAAACUUUUGCUGUUGUAAAGACACACCUAAAAGUUUACUGAGAGAACUUAAAGAAUUCACUGUUCCUUUUCUCUUGUCGUGAAGAGGAAGUGAUAAAAAGGAGUUUUUUUGUAAAAUGUUUUUAGUACAGCAGUUGAACAUACGGCAGACAAUUUUAGUUGAUUUACUGGGAGGAUACCUUUCUUUUGGAGACAGAUAAACAUGGUCCUGAACUGAAUGAAUUUAAGUCAAAGUCUUACCCCUUCACUCCCAAAAGUGGCAAAGUCAAAAUUUGUCAGCAUUUCCAAAUUCCAUUUUGCAAAACACUGAAAAACAAAUUGCACAAUGUGAAAGUACUGUUAAAGAGGAUUCAUUUGAAUGGUCAAACCAUAAGAUUUCGUCAACAGAAUCAAAAGUUAGAACCACCUUACAAUUUAAAGAUGCCAUCAUUCACUCUGCUAGGUGUCAAAUGUGGAAGAUCUUGUGUUUUUGGAGUGAAGUCGUAUCAGCGUGCGAAGAAAGUGGUGUCCGACAGCCCAGGGCUAGUGGAUUUUGCUAUUGAGCUAGUGAAUUCUGUUUUCAACUUGCCCGACGGGCAAGAUCUUUUUUGAGGAAUUCGAAUAACAGAAGAACUGUGAGAUCAAUUCUGCUCUUCAAAAAGCUUUUGGGCUAGUUGAAAUGACCUCUGGGCUAGUAAAUGUUAGCUUCAGCUUGCCCAAAUGGCAAGCUGUAAAAAUGAUUUUCUUUGCAACCUGCGUUUCCAGCUUUUCAAGCGGGUAAAUAAUAUUGAGUUAUGCCCUUUUAGGUAGAUCUUGUAAGAACAGAAAAGUCUGUAAGUUACAUGUAAGGGAAAGUUUUCUUUAAUUAAGUAAAAAAAAAUGCUAUGCUUGGUAGUUUCUCCAAAUUUUCCUACAUGUACUCUUGGAUGUUCUAUAUCCACCACAAUUUUGAACGUGUUUUAGCAGCCAAUCCAUGGCCUAUGCUUCAGCUUUAAUUCCGUCCUGUAAUUUUUGGAUUGUUUUCUUCUAAAGUUUUGAAGAUUAAAAGCUAUACUCAUUGAACAUUAAGUUUGGAAACUGCCAAACUGAAUGGCAUAACCAUUUAAAAACAAGUCAGUAUCAUCUGGUUAACUUUUAUGUGUAGGUUUUAGCUAGGAAACUAGUUCCAUGAUAUGCUACUAUCAUACUGCUAGCAAAAUACUGGCCUCUCCUUAAUCGUGAUGUGAGGUAAAUCAAAGCAUAUCCAUUUAUAAAAUUAACAUAAAAAUAUUGUCUGUUACCUUUACAAAUUUUGUUUUAGUUGGCUUUAAGCUGAAAAUUAUUUAAGAUUGAUUCUAAAUCACACUUGGACAUAUUUGUGUUUUCAGAACAUGGAUUGUUUGCAUGCCUUUUUACUUGAUUAUUAUAAGAACUUUUGCACUUUAUCAGAAUGCAGCAAUAGGGCCAGUUAUACGAGGAAAAAUAAGAUGCGUCUUACAUAGGACGCGUCUUAAAUAAGACGCGAACUUUCCGUAUAAAUGGCACAUUUCAUCUAAAAUAAGACGUGGCUUAGCUUAAGACGCAUCUUAUCUAAGAACAGGUGUUAAGGGCUGUUCUAAAAUAAGACGAGAUAGAUAAGACGUGUCUUAGCCCCGUAUAAGUGGCCCUAAUGUUUUACCAUUUGCUCUUCAUUUUUUUAAAUACUUUUUAGCAUGCAGCAGAGUUGGAGAAGAAGCAGAAUGAUUCUGAGUACAAAAAAUGUUUAGGAAGUGUCGUGGAAUAUGGGGGAGUGAUUCAGGUAAUGUAAAAUUUAUUACUUUAUGAAUCCUCCAAUAAAUUAUUAAAAAGAAUUGAAAAUAUUUUAAAGACUUUUGUGUCUGUAAUCAAACAAAGGUGCCCUUUGUGCAAUGGCCUUCUCGUAUUAUUAUAAUUACAUUAAAGUAUGUGUAAGUCAUGAUAUUUUUGUUGUUAGCUUCUUCAUGUGAAGAGUAACAAGUUUCUGACUGUUAACAAGCGGCUUCCAGCACUGAGAGAAAAGAACGCCAUGAGAGUUACCUUGGAUACAAAUGGAAAUGAGGUAGUUUGUCACAAGCAAUUAAACUUUUCUUUCCUUUAGAGUUCUACUUAGGGACACAGUCAGCUGAUGCACAUGCGCAUUAAAUACCAUUUCUUAGCUGAUUUGCAUGUCACAAGACGCGCAUGAAACAAAAGCGUCUCCGGAAACACUCUAAACAAACCUUGUAGAGUAUACUAGUUACAGGCCGAAAUCGUGAUUAUAGGCCUCAAGCCACAUCAGAGCACUCAUUUUUUAUAUACCAGUGAGAAUUCACCAAUGGAUUUUUCCAGGGAAGCCAAAAAUCGACGAAUACUUCCUAAUUCGAACAUCAGUACGGGUGAGAAAUUGCACGAAGUCUGAGUGAUUGUACUGUGUGGAAGGUUCACCGUUGAGGACGCUUGAUUUUCCAAAUACAUGUAACAUUUUCCAUCCAUUUUCCAAAUAUAUAUAACGAUUAUUUGCUCAUCAGUGUUACUGAUUCAUUGCUCUUGUUAUUUUGGUAAAAAAGGCGAUUUCUCCCGCCCGGCGCCUACGCGUUUCUCACCACUUUUGUUCAUGUUCCUUUGAACACUGUUUUUAAGUAAAGUAAAGUAAGACUUCAUUUACACAGGGUAGCCCAUUCAGAUCUAAGGCUGGUCUCCAUAGGGGUCCUGUAUCUUAAAAAUUUAAUUUACAAAUAUGAUAACCAAAAUAAUCAAAUAUGAUAAAAUAAUGUAAUCGGAUGUGCAUAAAGGUAGCUCAAAAAGAGAUUUUCAGUAAAAGAUCGAGGAUCGAAUGAAACACUAGGUAUGAUUGAAGCGGAUUUCUAGAUGUAUCGGAUGCGUAUAUUUGAUUUCAGGUUGAGGGAAACACUUUUCAAACUGGCAAACGUAGUGUCCAUGCCAGCGCCGUCCCAUAGCUGACUGUGUCCCUUUAAAAUCAUUGUUUUUAUUUGAAAGCUAGCACCCUAGGAUUUUGUCCAAAGAUGCAAAAGUUAACUUGGCAGGUUAUAGAUCUUGAUCACCGUAACUCAGUCCAGCAAGGAGUGGUUAAUAAUAAUAAUAAUAAUAAUAAUAAUAAUAAUAAUAAUAAUAAUAAAAUUCUUCAGCCCAAGGUUUUCUUUUUACUCAAGUGCAUCUUACUCUUGUACAAAUUAGUGAUAAAUUAAUUGCUCAGCUUUAUCUUCAUAGGAUGGCAUCCAUUCGAUUUCUUUUUGAGUUGCUUGCAUUAUCAUUAUGUUGCAGUCUGACUGGCUGGUUGUUCUUUGGAUAAUGUGUAUUGCAAUGAUGAAAACUGUUCCUCAGUCAGUGUGCAAUAUAUAUGUUGUAGUUAAUUUUUCAUCUCAGGUAAUUUUUGUUUUUCUUUUGUUUUUGGGUAUGGUAAUGUAUGCUAAUGAAGUUGAAACAAAGGAAAAAUGAAAAUUACCUGAGAUAAAGAAUUAACUACAACAUAUAUUUUAUAGUGACAUGUGGCUUUAACUGUACCUUUGAUUUAUUGUGGAUGAGUUUGUCGUGAGCGAUGUUGUUCCAGCACAAAGGGAAACCCCCUUUAGACUGUGGUCUCCAGUUAAAGAAAAGAUUGUUGUUUAUUUUCAAGUGUAAUUUAUUUUGAUACUUUUUUGUCUCUUAGGGAUCUUGGUUUUAUGUUGUUCCAUUCUACAAGCUUAGGUCAUCAGGAGAUACGGUCAGUGAUCCUUUAGUUAAUCUAAUAUUAUUAGUUGUGAGAGUCAUUUAUUUUGUAACAGAAGAUUCAUGACUGUAAUAUCAUGUUAAUAUUAAUUUGCACUGAAACUUUGUCACAAAAUGUUUGGUCACAUGAAAAUACUUGUAGUGAUGUAUUACUUCUGAAAUCUGCCAUUUGCAACAUUCGAAAAAGACUUGCUGUGGUUGUGAGAUGAUUAUUAUUGCUUUAUCUUUCUAAUAUCAGUCACAUUUCAUUCCCAAAGGUUUAUUUUGGUCCAUUGCAUCAGAGAAACCAAUCUCCACCCAGUCUAUCCCCACAUCACAGGCAUCACUAUAAUUCAGACACUUGAAUUUAAUUUCUUGUGUUUUCGUGUUAAGGAUCCAAAUUUGAUUGUAUUUUUGUUUUCAUCGCAUAUUUUCAACUUGACUUUUUACAGGUUGUUAUUGGUGACAAAGUUAUCCUAAAUCCAGUGAAUGCAGGACAGCCUCUGCAUGCGAGUAACCAAGAGCUUAUCGACAACCCAGGCUGCAAAGAGGUUUGACACAUUAUUUUGCAUGCUUGCACUCGGAUUUUUUAGUUUCUUCAGAUUAUAUUGAUUCAUUGCUUUAAUUUGAUUAAUAUUAGCUAAAAUAUGAUUGGGAAGAUCUCUAUGGUUGUUGACAAGUUGGGCUAACUGUUAAUGCCCGUACAGAUCAGACAAGUACAAUAAAUAUUAUUGUACUUGUGAAAUAGAACAAUCAGAUCUACAUUAAAAUGAAUGAAUACUUGAUAGCUGAGCCAGAGAUUGUAUCAAAGUUGUCAUUAAUUCUAAGUUGUUUGAUAAUUUCAUCAAACCAUUUGAUAUGAAUCAGGCAUUACAGAGUAUAUGUAUGUGUGUCUCAAAUACUACCUAAUGAGUUUGAAUGGUCAUAACUUUCAAUUGAUGAAUAAUGAAUUUAAUUAAUUUUACAAGUAUCAAUGAAUGCAAUUUUUUCAAAUUCUUUCACGAUUUUCUUUGAUGAAAAAUAAUGAACAAAUGUUCAACUGUCAAUGCUGGAGUUAAUUCUAUUUUUCUGUAAUUUAUUUAAUUUUUCCUUGAAAGGUCAAUGCUGUCAACUGUAACACCAGCUGGAAAAUCUCUCUCUUCCUUGCAUAUGAGGACAACAGUGAAGAAGUCUUGAAAGGGGUGAGUGCUUCUGACAGUUAAUUCAUAAAAAAAAAUUGCCAUCCAUGUAAGUGAAUUUUUUUUAUAUAUGUUGUACAAGAAUUUCUCAUACCCCCUGCUCCUUUCCUAUACUGUCUGUUUCCUCCUAUAGUCAGCUACUCUCUCUAAGACGGACACCUUUGGAGCAGGUAGCAACUGUCCCUUUAAGAGUGAUGUCCAUCUUUUGGAGAGUCAAAUAAAGGGAGUAACUAAGGCAGGGACCAACCAUAGGUGUCCAGUUUUACUAAGGUGUCUGUGUUAUAGAGGUGUUCGUAAAGAGAGAGUCGACUGUAGUCACAUCCAAAUUACAGAAAAAUAUUUUUGGUUUAAUAGGGAGAGUGAAAUGGUAAAUGCUUAUCAAAAGGUAACUGGUUGUGGGAAUUUUUUACCCUAAUUCAGGGUGAUGUUGUAAGGCUGUUUCAUGCGGAGCAGGAGAAGUUUCUGACUUGCGAUGACUACAAGAAAAAGUCGUAUGUUUUCCUGAGAACAACUGCUCGACAGACCGCCACUUCUGCAACAAGCUCCAAGGCAUUGUGGGAAGUAGAGGUAAUGAAAACUGUCUAAGUCUUAUUUUUACCUUUAACAGAUGUUUUUUUUAUUGGCAUUUCUGCUUAAGUAAGGAAUCCACAGUAAGAGAAGCCCAGGGCUCAAAAUAAUAUUUGGAUGUGGCUGGACACCAUGACAGGCCAAAGAAUUUUGUGUUUUGUCAAGUCUUAUUUCUAAACGGUCAAAAUAUAGGGGAAAAAGUUAACUAAACCUCGUAUCAUUUUCCAUUUGUAAACAUGAUUGUAAGGAAAAAUCCAAGAUUUGCAGAUGUGAAUUUGGCUGUUUGUUCAAGGGUGAGAGUGUAUGCCACCCGUAAACAUGAUGGCCUGUGUGUGAAUUGUUUGGCCAAUCAAGUCACCAUUCUGGCCAGAUAAUGUCCAUUCAGUUCACUGGCUGUUGUUUUGAGCUCUGGGGGCCUAUUUAUUAAACAAUGUUUUCAACAAUUUUUUCUUAUGGUCAGGUUGUCAGUGCCUUAUCAAGACCUCUAAGUGAAGGGAAAGCUCAUGGCCAACUUUUCUUGGUGUCUUGCGACUGUCGUGUCUUGCAAUUUACCUUGUUUGAUGUGUAUAUCUCACUGAUUUUCAUCUGGGUGGUAUUUGCCUUCUUCCUAAAUUAAUAACAGCAUGAAGCAGUAUUAUUUUUCAACAAGAAAUGUUGAUCUUUUGGUAGGUUGUUCAACAUGAUCCUUGUCGUGGUGGAGCUGGACACUGGAAUGGCUUAUUUAGAUUCAAACAUCUUGCCACAGGAGAUUACUUGGCAGCAGAGGUGACGUCAAGUUCAAGUUAUUUACUGUCACUAUAGUAGAUCUUUACCCUUUAAUGAUGGAAUGUUGUUAAUCACUACUCAUAAUUCAUCAGGACUGAGAUACCUAUAUCCAUGGAGAUUUCAUUGGAAGUUGGGCAUCAUUGUUGUUGAAAAGUGUGGUCAAGAUUUUCAAUUCCAAAGAGUCCCUAAAAUCACACUUAAAGAAAAGUCCUAACUCCACUUUCUAAAGUAAUUUAAAAGCCAAUACUACUAGCCUGCGAGCAAGCUCUCCCGGGCACUCUGGCAGCGAGGCGGGAGAAGGAAGGAGCUGUCAGAUUUCUGCCAAUCAGCGCAAAGUGGAAACCAGCACGAAUUUAAACAAACAUUGAAAAACACGUGUAGAGGGUAAUGCAUUAAGCAUUUCGCAUCGACUUUUUCCAUGAAGAUAUUGAAAUUCCAGAGACAUAGUUGCAAGCUCUCCUUCCUUUUCCUGCCCGGCCACCAAAGCGCCCCAGAAAGCUUGCUCACAGACUACAAUAGUACUUAUACAUUCCAUAUUUCUUGAUUUGAUUAUCUUCAAAUUUCCAGCAGUGAGUUCAUGAGAAUUAUUUAAGGAUAUAAUCACCCAGAAUAAGUUCUCAUGAUAUUUUGGCAAUUAAUUUCCCCCCAAUAUUUCUAUUCUCUGGGCCAGGAAGGGAGAAUUUGUAUUUUUAUAUUAGGGGUUAAAGGAUUGAACAGAUUUGAAAUAUCCAAAACAUUGCUUGCCAGUGUUACUUGACUUUGUUACCUGCUUAUUAUUAUUACAAGCACACACAGUAAAGUCAAUUUAUCUGAAUUUAAUGUUGAUCUCUGCAGGCUGAUGAUGACCCCACCAAAGACACAACCAGACAGAAACUCAAAGGGAAUGGUGCUGUGUAUCAUCUUGUGUCUGUUCCUCAUGGGAAUGACGUGGCCUCCAUCUUUGAGCUUGAUCCUACCACACUGACAAGACCAGACUCUGUAGUACCAAGGUAAUCAAUUAUUAAUAUUAAUAUUAUUAUUACUAUUAUUAUCAUCAUCAUCAUCAUCAUCAUCAUCAUCAUCAUCAUCAUCAUCAUCAUCAUCAUCAUCGUUGUUAUUAUUAUUAUCAUUAUUGUUGUUUUUGUUGUUUAUUUUGUAUAAAAAUAAAUUCAGGGGGUAUAACUUUAAGUGUUUAUUAUGGUACACAAUCCAGGGCUGCAAAUAAUUUCCAGGAUGGCUCUGGUCAAGUUGUCUGUGACCAGACAAAGGUCAGUUACGUUAUACAGUAUCUCUACUGUUUUAAGAUCUGAAGUUCGGAAUUACAUUUCCAUGAGAAGAGUAAAUGACCAGACCAAAUAUCUGCUCAUCCAUGAAUUUGAAAGAUAAAGCCUGUUUUUACUGGACGUUGACUGGCUGUUGUUUCAAGCCCUGCAAUCAUCAAUUUUCUAGGCUUAUAAGAACAUGGCAUGCCAUCUAGCAAUAUUUCAGAUUUGGGCAGCAUUGCAAAAUGGAUGUCUGCAUGCUUGAAACUUGUAUGAAAUCUCCCUCCCUAAUGUUGGUUUUUACUCAUCCCCAUCAUUUUCUGUGUCAUUUCAGAUCCUCCUAUGUUCGCCUCAGACAUCUUUGUACAAAUACGUGGGUUCAUUCCACUUCAAUUCCUAUUGACAAGACUGAAGAACGACCUGUCAUGCUAAAGGUAUGUACAGUAUCCUGAUGGGUUAGUUCUUCCCUUGAUGGAAUAUCAUUUUGAAGCUGAAGACUGCCAUAGAUACUGUAAAUCCUCACUUAAGCCCCCCCUGUAAUACCGCCCCCUUUUUACAGGGGAAGACAGUUAUUAAGCCCCCCUCUCUGGUAACCCCAGCCCCCCUUUUCAGGGGAAGACAGUUAUUAAGCCCCCCCUCUCUUUUAAACCCCCUUCUCUUCCCCUUUUAAUAUUCUUGACUUAAUGUAUGCCUGAGGUUUGUUUGGCCUCAAGUUUGUAAGGCAGGUGACUAUUUUGAGCUACCGACACAAAAUAAGGACUCGUUACCUUUCCCUUUUUUUAUCUAUAAAGACAACCUCUUUCAAGCCCUCCUUUGCUAUCAAUAUGUUUUCAGAUUGGUACAGCGAGUAUCAAAGAAGACAAAGAAGCCUUUGCUAUUGUGCCUGUUCCUCCAGCAGAAGUCAGAGAUUUGGAUUUUGCUAAUGAUGCCAGUAAAGUAUUGGCUUCCUUUGCCAACAAGAUGGAAACUGGAAGCUACACUCAGCAUGAAAGACGGUACGAAAAUUUUGUUGCUCCAGCGAGUAUCUGUACUUUUUUUUCCCCACCCUUACUAGCUGGAAACUGGGUUAAAUUCCAAUUAAAUGAACCACUUUCCCACACUCUUGGUAUUUUCUUUUUCAUUUCUCCUGCUGGGUAUGGACAGUUCCUAGAAACCUGUCUACCCCAUUCUUUUAACACAGAUAUUCUUCAUUCUUCUCGUAAGUGGUUUCAUUUUUUAUCUUUUGUAUUGAAUGGUUGGCAAAUCUGAGACUUAAACACAGUUAGGCUCAAUUUCCGAAGCUGUCUUAUGUGCAGUCUUCGUCGGAAAGGAGGGAUGCAGGUUUACUUCCCGAUUCGCAGCUGGUAAUGUAACCUUAAAGAAGGUGCCAUUUCUGGCCUCAGUAGUACUACAGUGUACUGCUAUAGGUUUAAUAGCUUUGAGAAAUUAAUAGUAAAAAUUUUAAGAUUGGUGAAGUUCCAUAUUUCUUUGAUCUGCUUUAUUCCAUCAGGGUUCAAAGCCUAGUACGUCAUUAACUGCCGCUAAUCGAGGGUAACGUUAAUUUGUGUUUCAGGUUUGCAACACAGCUGUUGACAGACCUCGUCUACUUUGUGACCGAGCAUGACACAGGGCGUGAAGAUGUCCUGAAUAUUUCUGUACAAAAUCCCAACAGAGAUCGGCAAAAACUGAUGAGGGAACAGUAUAUUUUGAAAGAGGUUACUUUUUUAUUCACUCCAUUUUCAUAUACUCUAAUCGCAAAUGCAUUUUUUAACAAACUUUCGGACAAAAUUUUAUCACUUAAAUAACUUAUCCACAGAUAAGUCCGUGCUCGUUCUGGUCCUCAAAUCUAAAGCUGUCUAAUGUGUCUCAUCUUCUUCACCCUUCUUACGCGUCCAGGUAUUCCAUCUUUUGAAAGCACCUUUCACUGAUAAGGGAUCAGGUCCUAUAAUGAGGAUAGAGGAGCUGUCAGACCCCAGACACGCCCCACUUAGACACAUCUUCAGAUUAUGUUACAGAGUCUUACGGCACUCACAGCAGACGUAUCGGAAAAACCAGGUAAAAUCCAGAACUGUUUAGUGUAGAAUACCAGGGGCGUAGCGAGCCCAUAGACUUUUAUACCCGGGCUUACAAAUUUUUGGUUUGGUCACACUACUGCUUGUAAUGAAUAAUGCGUUGUUGGGGGGAGCUAAAAAGCUUAAGAGCUCAAAGUCAUGCGUGCAAUUUUCAGGAUAUGUGGAAAUGAAAGUCAGCCAGGCCUACAACUACUCGGAAUACCUUUUGACUAUGCCAUCCAAUAACCUCCAAACUACGGGGUUAAAAACCCAGUUCCAUUUUGCGUCUUGCCUUGUCUUCAAUCGCAAUUCAAACAUCGCAUCCUCAACGGAGAGAAACUGGAUUAAUGAUAUUUCUGUUUCGUGACCAUUAUUUAUUGAACGUUUCAUGUGUAGGAUGCUAUGAAAAUUCCUCCAGUGAAAAGUAAACUGUUUGUUUAUAUUUGGACCUAAGCAAAUAGCGUCUCAUUGAAAAGCUAACGAUACUAAGAGUUACUUUUACCAAAAAGAAUUUCAAGUUUGUGUCACACAUAUAUCCCCGGUGAGAUGCAUCGCGUUUGUUGUGCCGAAGUGCUCAUUUAUACUCGCCUCCCACGUAUACCUUCUUAGCAUUCUUCUUGGAAGGUUAGAGUCAAAUACGGAUAACCAAGGUUCUCUCCUAACAUGAUCAAAUAUUUUGAGUUCUCGGUUAAUGCACGUUCCUGCCUUCAACUUGUUAACAAUGAUUUGUUUUUACAGGAGUACAUUGCAAAACAGUUUGGCUUCAUGCAGGCUCAAAUAGGCUACGACAUUCUCGCUGAAGAUACCAUCACUGAUCUGGUUCAUAAUAACAGAAAGUUGUUAGAGAAACACAUCACUCGCACAGAGAUUGAGACAUUUGUAAAUUUAGUUCGCAAAAAGAAGGAAUGCAGGUAAGAGCAAUAGUUCUUUUUCAUGAUUUGUAAACGUCUUCUCUUCUACAUUUUUGGUGUAGACAGUACCUUAUUGGCACUUUUGGCGAGAAAGUAUUUUGCGGGGUUUUAUUUUCGUGAUUUUAACAAGUAAACAUGGAAAAAGGGCACUAAAUUUCGCGAUUAAAGUGUUCCCACCUUCAUUUUCUUUUUUAAAAAAAUCUGAAUUUUUAAGAAAAUGAGAUAAACUGAAACAAGCAAUGUGUGAAAUCUUUGCAAACUCACGUUAUUUCACAACGGAAGAUACAAAAUGGAGCUUACCAGACUACCAGUAAAACUAGAAAGUAAUUUGUGUUUGUCGAUACAUAUCGUCUCUAUUACUUGUCAAUUGUUAUUUGCAUUUUCUAUAUGGGUAUUAAAUUUCGCGAGGAUCUAUUUUCGCGGGUCUUACCAGUACCAGUAAGGUAAGAAUAGGCUCUAGUUUAGUCUCUCCUAGUUCAGAAAUCGAACUUGUCGGCUGGUUUGUACGCGCGACACAAACCCACGAGAAGGAACCUGGAACGAGUUAACUUUUGCAAAGACGUCUGGGACUGUUUCCAGGGACUGGGAAAAAAUUGGCGAAUAGCAGACUGGCGUUCUCAGUAACGAUCCCAGGAACACUCGCGGGAUACAUUUCGGUUCCAGUUCCCUUCUCGCUUCUAAAGAGGAAAAUUGGUAUACUAGAGCUCUACAGUUAUGAAGCACGAAUUGAUAUUCUUAUUGCAUUUUGCUCUUAGGUUUCUUGACUACCUGUCUGAUUUGUGUGUGUCCAAUAACACAGCCAUCCCUGCUACACAGGAGCUGAUAUGUAAGACAGUGUUGUACUCCAGCAAUUCAGACUUGCUAAUCGAGACCAGGUUUGUUGAAAACUUACGAACAGUGACGUUUGCUGCCCUCUAAUCAUAUAACUCUACCUUUUAAAGGUAAGAACAUUACAGGGCAAAGCCCAGCUUUGAAUGGGACAUUCUCACGAGAAUGGUUUUCAUCUAAGUGUGACCAACAUCAAGUUUCUCCUUACAAUAAUAUCAAUUCAUAAUCAGGAGGAAGGGUUAUGAGAAUCAAUAAAAAUGAUCACCACAACUGGCUGCUUUUUCGUUUGCGGAACUCAGUAUGCAUUCACUUAGCAAUUCAGCUAUGUUGUACUUUUCUAAGUUGCACUGUCUUCUGGUUACAACAUAAGGUGUUUUUAAGUCAUGACGUAUACUUACGGUUGGCCUUUUUCUGUUGCAGAAUAAUUGAAGGAGAAGUAUUCCUAGCCUGGGAUGGCGGAGAGAAGUUAAAGGCGCAGAAAGAUCUGGCCAAGGGAGCUAAACUUGGUGUCAAGGAUGACAUCAAGAUUCUGGACUAUUACAGGUAGAUUUCUUUUGUGACAACAUGACCGUGACAUAGCUCUUAUCGAAAUUUUAUUGGAAUCAGUAGAUGAGUCAGAUUUUGUUCCCGGUAGAGAUACUAGAGAGCUUUAGAUUCUAAGACAAGGACGACUGCGAGAACGGAAUUUUUCCAAUACUAAGUAGUGCGCGCGCGAACCAACGUCAUUUUGGCGGGGAAACGUGAUAGCCGUCGUCAUUAGGGACCAGGGCGGAUAAACGGUACGAGUUUGAUGCAGUGAACUGGGACUCUGCUUAGAAAUGCCGUUGUUUUCGACUUCGGUCAGGGCUUGCGAUGUGGAAAACUGCCGCUGUCACUGAAUUUACUUCUUCCUCGUUCCUAUGUGCUGGUACGCUGUCAAAUUUUUGAUUUAAUUGGAGUAGACAAACAUCUCUUUCAAAGGGUUUCUCUUAUUACUUCCAUGACUCUACCACUGAAUUAAUUUUCGUUUUAUCAGUGCUGUCUAAAACACGAAGGAAAAUCUCAUCCAUGUCAUCCAUGGCAAAACUAAAAGACAACAGAUCGUGGUUUUUGACGUGUAUUUUAGAAAUGCCUAAUUUCAAUCACCAUCAUCCUUCUUUUUAAUUUUGAAAAACAAACGUCUUUCUGUUCCUUCGGAACUUCAAAAUUAGUUUCCCCUCUGUUUUUACGGUUUACUUUGUUUUGGUAGAGACAAAACCUUACAACUAACCUCAAUAAAAAAGUUGCCGAACGAAUUGAGAAUCGCCAUGGCGCGUUGCACCCGAGAAGCAAAGUUUGGGUGUCAAAAUAUAUUUUAAUUUUUUGUUAUGUUGUAUAAAAUUUGUCCCCCUUUAACAUAUGUAAAAAUGGGUUAAGAAAAGCUUUUGCAAACGAAACGGCGAAAACGAUUAAAUUUAUCGUAUUCGAACUUUCAAAUUAAACUCCUCUAUUUUCUGAUCAACAAGUUUGACUUAUAGGCAUACAGACACAAACAUAUGAAACUGUUUAUUGAUACUGUUAUGAAAGAAUUAAUCUAUUUAACAUUGUAGCCUGAAAUUACAGAAAGAAAAUAGGAUUUCGGUUUAGAAAAUUUCGUCGACUUAGCACCGGAACGGGACUCGUGGUCCGCAUCACACAUUAAAUGAAGAAGCGCUCGUUUCACGAUUUAUCCGCCCUGUUAAACGUCCGAAUGGAAACGUUGAAAAACAGACUUCGCAUCGUUGCCCUGUGACUUAAAAGAAAGAUUUUGUUCUGAAGAGAACGUUCAAGUUCGGACAGAGAUGGUAGAAUUUAUCGCCUUACCGUUCCCGUUCCCAAGUAAACUUAAAAUUUGGUCAUUUCACGUCGUAGUUGUGCACUGAAGGCAAAGAAAUGUACAAAAAAAGCGUGAUGCACAUGCAGAGUUAAUUGUUGUUUUGCUCAUUAAGCCAAUUGUUCUUUUGACGGUCCCGUUGUCGUCGUCGUCGUGGUUUUGUAAGGUCUCAGGGACCUUACGUGGUUGACAUUUUCAUCCAUAAGAAUUAUUUGGGACAGUUUCUAUUCACGCAUUUUCAAAUUUCAGAAUUUUUCCCCUUGAAUCUCACUUUUCUGCGCGCCGUAAAUGUGAUUCUUCAUAGUUCUAGAUUACAUACCACAGAGACCCUGACUGUCUAAGCAUGGAAUAAUUACAGUGGUAUUUUGGUGUCCGUUUCAGAUACCAGCUUAACCUGUUUUCACGGAUGUGCCUAGAUAGACAGUACCUUGCUAUCAACAGCAUCAGCAAACAGCUUGACGUUGAUCUUAUACUCAGGUUUGUACAACUAACAAGUAGUAUUUACGUAAAAAAGGUUUGUUUACAGUGAGUGUGCAGUCAUCUUCAUUAAAUUAGCGAGGUCCUGUUGGCUUGUUAGCUCAAUUGGUAGAGCGCUGCACCAGUGUCGCAGAGGUCAAGGUUUUGAAUCCCGUACAGUGUAGUGGUACAUUAGCUCGUCUUGUAGUUACUGUAUCUACUCGAAAGAGCGCCUGGAAAACGCGCAAUGCGAAGUGUAGAAAACGAAGAGUACGUAGUGUGGAAAAUGAGGAGUGCGGAGUAUGAAAGAUUCGGAGUGUGGAAGACGUGUGAAAAAUGCCGAGUGUGAAGUGUGCAGCAGUUUACAUUCACAUAAUUAUGUGUUAUUCUUGGCUUAUGCAGGUGUAUGGCCGACAAGGAGUUGUCAUGUGACCUGCGAGCGGCAUUCUGUCGUCUGAUGCUUCACAUGCAUAUUGAUCGUGAUCCACAAGAACCAGUAACUCCUGUUAAGUACGCCAGACUAUGGUCAGAGAUACCCACAGAGAUGAGUAUUGAAAUGUAGGUAUAUAGCAACUCAGACCUGAAACCUGUUCUUCAGCUAUUUCGCGCGUAGGAGUCUAGAAGAGUGUUUAAUACCUUAUGUGGUCACUCAACUAACCAGACACUUAAAAAAAGUUCAAACAUUUUUUAAUCGGACCCCUAUUGAAGAGUUUAUAUGUUUUUUAAGUGUUAAGAGCACUCCCAUAUUUUCAAUUCCCCGCGUAGUGUUUUUUAUGCUUUGGUAACGGAAAGCUUAAAAACAUUGCCUGUGUUUAGAGGUAUAUUUUCCCGGACUUUUUCUUACUGCCUUCAGCUACUUGUCCGUUGUAAUGCGCCGUUUUAGACGCCGUCGCUUAUGUAAUUCCUUUCUCUCUGACAUUUCUAGCAUAAACUGUGACUUUCAAAUAAAAGUUGAGUUUACCAACGUACCUUGAAACUUCACAAAUAGGACGACAACUUGUAAUUUUACUUGAAACUACGGAUGUUUAAUCCUGCAGUUGCCUGUUAACUGUUCACAGGUACGAUCAACACUUGUCAGUCGGAGAGGAAAGAGAAGAGAUCAGAACAAGAUUUUCAGGAGUGAUCUCAUUUGUGGAGAACUACUUGCAAAACAUCAGCAGCAACAUUUGGUCUUUCAGUGAUAAAGAACAGAAUAAGCUCACUUUUGAGGUAACGCACGAUACUUUGGUUCCUGUAGUUUACUUUGAAGGGAGUACAUUCUAACGUUUGCCUUAAUGUUUGUUUUUAGGUUGUACAGAUCGCCAGAAAUCUCAUCUACUUUGGUUUUUAUGGCUUCAGUGAACUUUUACGGCUGACACAAACGGUGUUGUCAAUAGUUGACUGCGAGCAACGAGCUCACGGAGGAGUAAGGACGACUGGAAAACAAAGUGAGACGACACACAUUCAUCCGUUUUGUCAUUUCAGUAUUUCCUUUUCCUGUUUCUUCUCGUAUGGCUAAAACUGACUUUCUUAGUUAUCAGAAUUUCAUUAUAGGACUACGCGAUUGCUAAUGCCUGGUCCACUAAACAGCAGGCCGUGAGCGUGACCACAAAAAGUGGAGCUAAAAAUUAACUAGUAAUAUUAUGCUUUCUUUACAUAGCUCUCCUUGUCAGGCGGUAUUGUUGUCCCUUCGUCUUUUCGUGUAUAAGAUAGACUGCGCUCCGUAAAGCGGUAAAUCGUAGCCAAGAACAAUAUUCUCUUAAUUGCUAUUAGUAUAAGGUCAUGGAGGUAUCGUUCUUUUGGUUAUACAGUAUGUUAGCAUCCCGUGUGAAGAACCCUUCGCUCAUUCAUUACAAGGGGGCUUGCGUACAAUCUGCCCUGGUCCUAAAAGUUUCGAGCCCUUUUCUUAAGCAUAGUAAAUUAAUUUUUUACUUGAUCGAUGUGAUGUAGAAGAGGGUUAGAUAUCGUUAGACGUUGAUUUGAUCAAUCAUACUUUCAGUUGUAAAUGGAGGAGAGAAGAUCAAUGUGAUGAGAAGUAUUCACAAUCUCGGUGCGAUCAUGACACGCAUGGCAUUAGGGGGAAGUCAGGAUCCCUGGGGGCUCUCACAGCAACCUGAGGGAAGUCCCAAGCAGGAGACGGAAGUUGACCACGUUGUCAUGGAAACAAAGGCGAAGAUCAUAGAAAUCCUGGAAUUCAUUAUGAACGUGAGACUUGAUUAUCGCAUUUCCAGUCUCCUGACGAUCUUCAAGAGGGAUUUUGACGAGAGCAACGCUGGAAUGGAAAUGAAUGGGGAACAUGGUAUUGCUACUAUUUUGUUUAUACUAAUAAGCUCCUGGUACAAAAGAUACAUGGCCACAAGGGGAAAUUGGCUGGAUUCGCGUCGGGGACGCAAAGUUUUCUUGGCCAGUGCUUUUUCUUAUUUCAUGAGCAAGCAAAGUAAUUUCCAUCUUACCCUAUUUGUCUAGAUCCCAGGCUCUGCUGGUAUUGCUCAUCUUAGCCUGGUCCAUAGCCUAUGUCACUUAUGAAUUAAAGUAGCCCUGUUACCAAGAUAUUCGUGCUGUUUUAGGUCAAUUCUGUGCUUAAGUCGUUACUAAAAACCUUUACCCAUAUACAAAAUGCUCCUGUAAAGUAACGAAGGUGUCAAAAAAAUUUCGUCAAGGUGCUAGACGACAGGAAACACGGUUUUAAUGCCUCAAUGUGGUAGUAAAUAGCAAAAAUUUACCGUUAUUUUUGGAACUUAAGUCAUGAUUGACACAACUUUUAGCAUUUUAAAAAGACAGCAAAUACCGUAAAAAUACCAUAAUACAGCCCCUUUACCCUUGAAAAUAUUAUUUCAUUUUCGUCAGUGUUCCUUACUCACCCCUUGCUUGACAACCUAAAUGAGAGGGUUGUAAAUGGGCAUAAAAUUAAUACUAACAAUUUAAAAGAAAAAAAAAACUUCUCUUCUUUCCGGUUUAUCUUAUUUCUUGUUUAAAUUAUCAUAGAGAUUGUCUAAUUUGUACAUUUUAUUUCAGGAACUAAACUGAAACAGCGCUGUAAAAUUGAUAAAGAUGGCGUUCCCUAUUAUCUGGGUUCUCCUAACUGUACGUGCUAAACUUCAACUCUUUCUUGUGUUCAUUAAAUCCUGAUAAAUGUUUAAAGUCUUAAUUUCUCUUUGUAAAGUACCUCUCCAGCAACCUAAACACAUUGAAAUUGUGGCGGAUAGUGAUAUCUAAAUAAAUGUUAAGUGCCUUAAAUAAUACUUAAAUUUAUGGAAUUAUAAAUUAAAAGCAAAACAAAGGCCUCCUAAAUUUAUAAAGUUAGUAAAAAAAAUUGAGUUUUUUUGUAAAAGCUGUCGUAGUUUUGCCUAUGCUGUAGUUAAACCAGUAUUGAGCCCAGUUUAAUUCAGAAUGUCUUUUUUUUCGUGGCUCUAAUCGUUCACAGGAGACAAAUGAAAUUCUGGUUUAACCCGAGAAGGGACUUUACCUUCAACAUCUAUACACUUAAAAUCAUUUUAAAGAAUCGUUUAAGUAACUAAGAGAAACAGCUAUUAUUUUUCCUUACAUAACUUACUGUACCCUGGGUACCAGAGGUGUUUUCUCGCUUGCGACGGGGAGCUUCCUUCCGUCGGCCGCAGGCCGACACGUGUUCGGCCGAAGGCCGAAGACACGAGCGACGAAGCCGAAGACUUGACCGAAACCGGAACUCGCGCAUGAAAAGCCUCUGGCACCCAGGGUAAACUUACUGAUUCUUACUUUACUGUAUAGGGAUCGACUUGGAAAACAUAAGUGCUCAAGCAGAGGCAAUUUUCGGAGGUUCCAUGUAAGACCUUCCUUUUGUUCUUUUUUCCCUUACCUAAAAUCCAAUCCACAGUUUCGACAUUAGUCCUGAACAACAGUUUCUCUAGGACAAAUUUCCCCGGGCUCCACAAAAUUAGGGGUGGAAAUGUGUUCGUGUAUUGGCUAGUGGUGAAGCGAUAAAGUACGACGUAGCUCAAUUAAUAAUGUUCCUUCGUAGGAGGUAAGUGGGUUCGAUUUAUGGUUACACUUUUGCGAUUCCAAGCCUUAAAAGUUAUAUUAUGUAACAGCGUUUUGAGGAAAAGUAUCGCUGGACAGGUUUAAACUUUAAAGACAUAACAUGUAACGUAACAUAACUUAACAUCUGCCUCGCACCCAGACGUCUCCCUGUAGAUGAAAAUGGGCGCACAAAGGAAGGCGGGAAGGAGACCACGGACUUCGCCUGCCGUCUGUACCCUUCUCAUGGUCCCUUGCGGCUCAUCACCAGUCGUUCGCAUCUACCUUGCGAAAAACGAAGCGCCUGAGGAGGAGGCUGACUUAGCGUUAUACUCCUUUCAAAAUUUUCAUGUUUACUCGGGUUCCAUUUUCUUCUAGGGGCCUUGAGGAGAUAGAUCUUGAUCUUGAUGGUCAGGGAGGGCGUACGUUUCUGCGUGUGCUGCUUUACUUGUGCAUGCACGAUUAUCCCCCGCUUGUCACUGGCGCACUACAGCUCCUUUUUAGACACUUUAGUCAGAGACAAGAGGUGCUACAAGCCUUUAAACAGGUUAGUGAGUAUAUGAAUACAACAACUAGAAAAGCAUGGGCUCAAAACAUGCGCUACAGGAUUGAGACAGCUAGUUGAUGCUCGUGAUCAUCCAGUGCCAUUACAACGUGAUGAAUAAGUUAGCAAAACAUAAAAAGGAUUCCACAAAAAUUCGAGAAGAAAGAAAAAUGGAUCCGAGAAGUAAGAAAAACUACGGCAAUAUAUGAAAAGCCCUGAAAUCUAAAGAAGUGCCCCGCAGAACACGUGCUUCACAGAGUAAGGUCGCUGGCCGCAUUGGCUAAAGUUUCACCUUGCCUGAAAUAAAUUUAACCAUAUUAAUAGCUGUUUAGUGAAGUAAACUUUGAUAAAAAGGUUUCCAGAACUUCGAAAUCACAGAUGAACUUGUUACACAAUUGAUGAGGGACAUAAGCACGUCAGUAAAAAGCUGUAAAACUUGACGGACAGGCUGUUUUGUAGAACUUGACUAGCAGUUAGUAGAACUCGAUGAACAAGUAAGUAAAACUUGGUACACAGUGUUACUUGACAAAAAGGUCAGGAAAAACUUGAUUAACAGGUCAAAUUACCGCCUUUCCUGGUUCACGAUAACGGCGCUAUUAAACGUUAAAGUGCUACUGGGACGAAAAUGUUUAUUUUUAUUUAAAACCUUUUUUUUUCAACAGGCCCAAAAUUGUUCGCCGGACUAGACAUCUUUCGCUGAAAACUGCGCAAAAACUGCGUACCAUCAGUCAGUUCACAAAACGAAAGCCCGCGAUAAUUUAUUCAAGCGGCUUCACCUUUUAGCACGUGAUUUCCUGUUUGUGACGUAGAUGCCUCAACCAUUUUCUCUUCUCCUGAUAGGUUCAGCUACUAGUAUCCAAUAGUGACGUGGAAAACUAUAAACAGAUCAAAUCAGACUUGGAUGAACUACGGCUUCUGGUGGAAAAAUCUGAGCUGUGGGUUUACAAGAGCAAGAAGGACCUUCCUUCUGAGAGAGGGGUUAAAAAGAUAACUCCCGGUCUAGUAGGACUACGAAAGGAUGGAGGGAGCAGCAAGGAACCUGAAUCUACGCCCCGGAAAGACAGCUUGGAACAGGAAAGCGUUACCGGGAAUGCUUCCCAGGAUCCGCACAGCAGCGACAGUGAAGGCGGACCAAGCACUAAGGUCAGUUAUGAGUCCUGGGCCAUGUUCACGCUGUACCGGAUAGCUCUUUCGCCGGCAUUGAAACCAUCCCGGAUAUAGGGCUUCUGUUUACAAAUAAGAACGGCGAUAUCAGCGCGAUUUCUGAAACGCUGCGACGCUGCGUCAGUUGACGACGGCGCGCGCAAAUCAAACAUCUGGCUUGACCGAUGGCGGAACGGCAAAUUGGGCACCGGAAGUCGAGUUUUAGUCCUUUUUGCGCGCUUUCCUGUUGUCAAAUUACGUUCCCGUUCUGUUGCUAAAUAAGUAAGCACUGGAAUGUAGUGCGGCACCAAACCCUCUCCUGCCACAUGCUGUUAUAUCUAUAUGUUAGUGGAUUAUAAUUUGGUUUUCCACGCAGUCUCCACCAUCAUCACACCGCCAUUAUCACCUAUUUAUUUAUGUGGUAUAUUACUAUAAUAUGCAUUCUAGUUUGCCGUGUUGCUUUGUACAUGUUAUCUUGUUUAUGCCUGCCUCAACAAUCUAUACAAAAAUCUAAUAAGUGUCUCAAUUAUCUUCCCUUUGUUUGAUUUUGAUUUUUUAGCCUGAACGCCAGAGGAUUGUCAGCGAUGGCUCAUUAGAAUUAGAUUUUGAACACUCGGACACGAUGUCACUGAAAAAUUACAAGAAAACAGAAGCGGUAGGAAGUAUGAACGGAGAUGGUUACCGGUCAUUUCGCCCCCAAGUCAUCCCUUUCCCGGUUACUAAGCCCCCCUUUCGAGUCAUUUAGUGCGUUUCAAAUAUAAUAUUCCUCGUUCUAUAGGCCAUAAAGCAAAACAAGCGCACUUCAAGUAUAAUAUCCCUCGUUCUAUAGGGUAUAAAGCAAAACAAGCGCGCUUUUGCCUUCAAAUGUAAUAUUCCUCGUUCUUUAAGCCAUAAACCAAAACAAGCAAGCUUCAACUUUGAUAUUACAUUCUCGUUCUAAAAUAGGGGGCUACGUAACUUGGGCGAAAUGGCCGUAAAGCACGGAGAUGUGGUUUUAACUGUCACCUCUCUCUGCCAAAGAUUAGCGAAGCAAAAGACAGAAAUACGUCUUGAGUUCUCAGGUUAAUUAAACACUUUUGAUUUUCAAGCCAAAGAGUGGUAAAGAAUAACAGAAGGAUGGUAAAUGUUAAGCUCGGUGAAUUAAUGUCAUGACAUAUAUUAGUUAUGUCACGAGGAUUCGAUCCGAGGGAAUCCUAGCGGAGUGGCGUUUUUGCGUGAUAACCAGAGAGGUGCGGGGAAACUCUAAAGGCCAUAUACUGGGCUUUAUCAACUCUUCUGAGAUUCCCCUGACUACAGUUUAACAGUAUCUAGGUGAAACCUGGUCUAUUUGUGUGAUACUUUCUGAGGCUUUAUCUCCACUUUACCCAUAUCGCUGCUUCUUUGUCAACAGAUCCUUGAGAGACUGAGCAGUCUUUGCGUAUCUCAUGCACCAAGCGGCAAAAAGAAUCGUAAACACGAGCAAAGAUUAUUGAGAAAUAUGGGUGCUCACACGGUGGUGCUGGAACUGCUACAGAUACCCUACGAAAAGGUAGUAUUUUUCAAAUAUGCUCCAUUUCGUCUUAAUUGACUAAAAAUUGACUCUUCCUAUCCUACAAUCGGCGACAAAAUUGUUGGGAUAUUUUUUCCCAGAUGAGGUACUUUGAAGAACAAAACAAUCUGCACCCUCCCCUCUCUCCUUCAUUCUACGUUCGGGGUGUUCGUUGUUUCUUACAGGUAGUUCGUAUAACGGCACAAGGUUGCAUAAAGGGGGUGGGGAAGGGAAAGCUUCUUAUCCCCUUUUGAAGUUGAUCAAACGUCACAAAGGCCCUUAAAGGCAAAGUAUCUCAACUAAUUUUGUUGCCGAUUGUAGCUAUUCUUUGAAGCUUCUUUGUAGUGUCUGGGAAAUUUCUUAAUUUGUCAGCUGUGGCUGAUUUUCGUCUAGUAAGAAAAAAGAAUAUGUGUAAGUCCAAGAGUGACAAACAUCAAUUUUCUCAAAGCAAUCUCUAUUCCACGGUCAAGAUAAAAGGUUGUGAGAGUUAAUAAAAUGAUCACCAAAGAUAAAUUGCUUUGAUCUUUUAUCAAAUGCUCUACUUAUUCUUUAUGGUAAUGUAUAGAGACCAGUUUGGAGAAUUUGUCUGUGGAUAUUGGGGCUUAAAGGCUAAAGCACCUUAUUUGCCCCUCUAUCUUUCUUUAGAACGAGGAUCUGAGGAUGGAGCAGAUUAUGUCCCAGGCUCACGAGUUCCUACGGAACUUCUGUCUUAGCAAUCCACAAAACCAAGCCUUACUCCACAAGCAUCUGGACUUGUUUCUAACCCCAGGGGUAAGUUCGUUAAUCUCUUGUUUCCUAACGGAUGGGUUUAUAGGACAGAGCCCCUGUUGUUUACCCUAUGGGUAAGGUUUAAUUCUAUGGAGCUGAUUUCGACCCAGUUUUCUACGCGUGCGCGCAAUAGCCAAUGACAGAAGCGAUAGCCUCUCCAAACAGCCCCAUAAUGCAAUUUGACAUACAUAGCACCUGACUAGUUGUAAGCGCAGCCUAAAUUAGCCAAUAGGGAGCUUACGCAACAACGACGGCAACGCUGAACGGCUGUGAAAAUGUCACUUUUAAAAAAAGUGAAUUCGCGCUGCUUCAAACUUUACGGUGCUUAUCCCAUCUCGUUCAAUUCGUCAAACGCUGGCAAACUUUUCCAGAGCUGAAUUCUAAAAGACUGUAUCGAAGAUCGGAAAAAGAAAAACGAAGUCGUUGCCUUGUUUUCAAGUUCUCCAGAAAAUGUAAAAUUAGGCAUUUCCACGUCGUAGUCGUGAACUGACGGCAAAGAAGUGUACAAAGAAGCGUGAAAAGCACGUGCAAAGUUGUUGUUUUGCUUAUCUAAUUCUGUUGCUCUUUUGCCGUUCUCGCUGCCAUCCCCGUCGUCGUUGCUUAAAUUUCCUAAGAGGCAUGGGAAAGAGGAGAGUUGAAAUUUGUGAAAUCUGCAAACCUCUCUUGCUCCAAACAACUUGUCUUCUUUUUUUUUCCUCUCACAUUUUAUGUAAUUUUGUUCUUUAUCCCAGCUGAAGGAAGCACACACAUUAAGAUACGUUUUCAUGGAGAACUCAGUUCUAUGCUACGAUGUCACGGAGAAAGUUGUUCAACACAUUGUGCACUGCAUAGAGACGCAAGGUCGCCAUGUUGAAUAUCUGAAAGUUUUACAAACUUUGGUGAAGGCUGAAGGACAGUCCAUUAGAAAAACACAGGACAUGGUGAUGGCUGAGGUACGUUACAACUUCCGUGAUCACGAAUUUCGUUUUGAAAAAUGGUUAAAAGAAAGGUGGCGAUGAGAAGGUACUAAUGAAUGAUUGUUAAUCUGGUCUUUUCGAGAAGACUCAAUUACACCACACUGCUAGAACUUUUUACUUUACUUUAUUCUUUUCAUUGGUUUCAUCAUUGCCACAAAACUUAACCCUGUUAACUUUAACGAACACAGGCAAUUUUUCAAACUGAAAUAUUGUAAUUCAGGCGACGAUGACGAGAGCCGAUACGACACCGAAUGUGUAAACUUAUAACCUCGCUAAUGUUAGCUAAAUAAAUACCGAAAUAAAUAAAUAAUGAUUUAAAGGCAGCAGAUCCACUUAUCUAACUGAUUCCUGGUCGAAUUGGAAUUUGGAAAUGUUGAUUUUUAAGGAGGGGGAAAUCGGAGUACACGACGAAAAACCUCUUGGGGCAGAUGAGAGAACCAACAACAAACUCAACCAAAAUAUGGCGUCAACGUCUGGAUUUGAUCUGGGGCGACAUUGGUAGGAGGCGAGCGAUCUCACCACUACACCACCCCUCCGCCACCCGUUAUCUCCGCGCGUGCAGUGCAGUCAAACAGUUCUCCUACAGUACAGAUAAGAUGAUGGGCGGAAGAUCAAGCUUGAUCUUGACACUUCCUUUGUACAAACAAAUUUCAGUAAAAAGAAUAUCAGAAUUGUACCUCACCGAGUUUAACUUCUUCUUUUUUGUUCUCUUCAUAGUUAGUAAAUGUGGGCGAAGAAGUUCUGGUAUUUUACAGUGACCCACAGUCUUUUAACUCGCUUGUGGAAAUGAUGCAGUCUGAAAGAGAGAGACAGGACCAAUCAGGACCUCUCUUGUAUCAUAUCAACUUAGUAGAACUGCUGGCCUGUUGUACCGAGGGCAAAAAUGUGUACACGGAAAUCAAGUGCCACAGUCUACUUCCGUUGGACGACAUUGUGCGAGUUGUUACACAUCCUGAUUGUAUUUCUGAGGUAAGAGAAAUUUUCGGGUGAAUAGCUCAGGGAGACUGAAAACAUAGUCAAUCAAAUGUAACGGAAAAAUGUCUUUGAGCCAGUUGAUAUUGUUGAACCGAUACUUGGUAUCAGCACUCAGAGUAACUGUCCGAACAAAAAAGAGGAAGUGGGUUAUACCCUUAACUAGGCUCUUUUAGGAUCUAUGAUACAAACGACCUAACUGCAAGAUCUUCUAACUGAUUUUGGUAUUACAUGCAUAACAGAGGAGAAUGGUCUAUUAAUAUUUUCGCGUAAUUUAUGUUUGACCGGGAACGAUUAGUUUGCCUUAUGAACAACGUGUUUAAAUAUGGCUCAUAAAACAAUGGUCACUCUGCAAGGCGGGGUAUGUUAAAGAUAAAAGACAUAUUCGUUGUAGUUAAUUGCAUUAUUAUCUUGCUCUCAAGCUCCCAGAAGGCACUUUUAUUCCUUCCUCGUUUUACCCUGGAAACUAAGUUAUUUUUGUAAUCUCUGCCCAGGUGAAAAAUUCUUACGUCAACUUUCUGAAUCAUUGUUAUGUUGACACUGAGGUGGAAAUGAAGGAAAUUUACACCAGCAAUCACAUCUGGACCUUGUUUGAAGAUUUCUUAGUGGACAUGGCCCGGGUAAGAAUUAUUACCUUUUAAAAUACAGUUCCAGUUCCUUCGCAACAUUUCUGGUCUUGAGCGUUAGAAGGCUGCGUACUGGGGAUGAGAAAUUCUUUCUUAAAGGGGCUACAGCUUCUUCACGAGGAUUUUGCUGUUUUAGGUCAAUUCACCGACCGAAAACGGUAACCGCGUAUGAAAAGUCUUUGGCAAUGUGGCACCCAGGUUAUAUUUGUCCAUAUUUAAGUUAGAAUAAAAGAUACAAUACGAUUCUUUUCGAACUAUAUGUCGAGCGUUUACGCCGAAACAUAUCUUGCUCUGGUAUUUUUCAGGUUUGUAACAACACUUUGGAUCGAUAUCACGCUGACACCAUGCUGGAAAAAUACGCGACAGAAACCAUCAUGAACUUACUUACUUUCUUCUUCAACUCUCCCUUCUCUGAUUCCAGUACUACCAUUAAGGUAAUAAUAAAUUAAAUGGUUACACAGUUUCUUGGAAUUAAUUUUUGUAGUAAGGUACCACAAUAAAUUGUAUUAAUGUUGUUGAUCUACCUUGUCACUGGGAUCAAACGACGUUAUAAAACAUACACUCGAAGCUCCCGUAAAAAGCGACCAGACAAAAUGCAAAGAUUUAGUGCUCGCUUACGGGAGGCGGACUCUUAAGAGAAUCGAACUACAGAGGUCUCUUCCGAGAAACAUUCCUUGCACAUCUACUUUUUGGAAAAGAAUUAGUUGCAUGCAGUUUCUAAGUUAUGAUAUAUGCAGUGGCCUCCAAAUGUUUUUCGCACAUAUUGAGUAGCAUAGCACGUACAACAAACAAAUAUCAGACCAUGUGUCAAGUGUUCGCUUUCAAGGGGUUAAAAACAAUGGAAAUUUACGAAAAGAGCUGAUCAUUUACGAAAGGUUCCAAUUACAGGACUUUGACUAGGAAAAGUUUGAUAUUUUGAAUAAGUGGUCCCUUACGAGAGGCUAUCGCAUAUGGAAAGUCGACUGUGUGUUUUGAAUUUAUGAAGUAGGUAAUCAUCAUUUAAUCAGAGACAUGAGGAACUGAUGCUAAUAAAGUUAAAUUUCUGUUCUUGUUCUUCUUUAGUCGCGGCAACCUGUGUUUGUUCGUCUACUCCGUGGAGCAUUUCGUCUCUCUCAGUGUUCUUGGAUGUCAGGAUCACAGAAAUACCACGUGGAAACGUGCAUCAAGACGCUAUCCGAUGUGGGUUAGUAGAUCUUGCUUCUUUAGGGCGAAGAACCGCUUAGUCAAUCUUAGUUGUGCGACAUGCGGUUUUCUUUAGGGGGCUGCAGAGGAGACUUACGCAUGAUGGCAGUAGAAAAAAUCCGCAAUUUUUAGUGACAAUGUAUUUCAGUAGCACGAAAGUACUAAUUGGGGACACUAUUCUUCUUAUGGAGACGGGACCGCCAUUUUACAUUGUCAUCCGAGCCGCGCGAAGGUCUAGCCGUUUGCAGGCAAAGGAAGUUCCUUUAUUUCUCAGUUGUUUUAAGCCCCUCACGGUGCCUGAGUAUUGGUCUGGCCCCCCGGAAUCGAACCAGCGACCUUGCUCUGCAGUCAGGUGCUCCACAGGAUUAGCUCAUCCUCUUCACCCUCUUCUUUCCUUUUCACCUUCGGACAGGUGUUUUUUGCCUGAUUGAAAUUUCUAUGACUGUUUGUUCCUCAAAUGUUAACCGCCCAAAAGCAGUAGCCUGUGUACAGACGCCCCCUCCCCUAAGAAAAAAUCGGGAGGAGGGGAGGGGAGGGGGCGUCUGAACACAAGCCCCAGCAGCAGCAGUCUUAUAACUUGUGGCCUUAAUUUUUAAUACCAACCUACACAUUCUCUAAACUAUUCUGUUAACUUUUGUUUUUAUGCUGUUGAUUAGAAGAAUUUAGUAAGAAAGUGGUGAAUAAGCAAAGUUUGUUGUUUUUAGCGAGGAAUCGUGGGAUUGCAGUUCCAGCAGACCUUGAGAGCCAAAUACAAGCGCUGUUCACUCGGUCCCAGUUGGUGAUGAAACACACUCGGCAAUGGCUGAGUCACGGCAAGGUCCGCCGGGACUCUAUGAUGAACCUGUCAAGGGACUAUAGGAGCAUUAUUGAAGGGCUCCAGGUGAGAUUCACAAACGAACACUUAAUACAUUCAAAAUAAAAUACUCUCGGCCGUGGCUGGGGCACGGUAAGGUCCGAACCUGUCUAGGGACUGUAGGAGCAUAAUUGAGGGGUUCCAGGUGAGAAAUUCUAACGUCACGUCAUCCUCAGAGUUACAGUUACCUCGUACAGUUCAAACUCAAAGAGAAAAACGUUAUAAAAGGAAGUUAUAACCACCUCGUAUAAUGUGGUAAACAACACUACAGAAAAGUUCAGCUCAGAAGCUGUCAGUUGUAAGGCCUCAUCUCAGGCGAUUCCUAUUACUAGUUUAAUACUGACUCAAAUAUAACAAACAGCAGCAAAGAAUUAGAAACAUUAUUGUGUCUCUUUGCCUUGCAGGAUAUCGUUUCACUGCUGGAGGACCAGCUUCGUCCUCUUGUCCAAUCAGAGUUCUCCGUACUGGGAGACGUUCUCUAUCGGCCAGAACUCAUGUUUCCUCGGCAGUCUGGGGCCUGGAGCAAGUCCAAAUCGGGUGGCUUCGUCUCAAGGUAGACUUUAAGAUCGAACGUUUAUUCUUUGUGCUGAGUGGCAUAGUUUUGUUUUUACUUAUAUUCAAAGAGUUGAGUGUUUAUCCAUAGUACCCUUCCUCGCUUAGCCUUCUUCGCAGACCCUCUGUCUUCUCUUUAGGGAUUUUCGAGUGCGCGUAUGAAAAUAAAACCACCGGGGAUUUAUUGACCGGCAGCGUAAGGGAAUCGCUUUCGUACGCCGACAAAAAAAUAAAUGUGGCUGUGAACAGGCUAUUCAUCGCUCAAACAACACCAAACUGAAAAGUAGAAAGAAGUUUUGAAAGUCAUAUUACUUUACAAAAUAUUUUUUUCCCAGUUGGGUCCUUCCCCCAAAAAAACGAAACACAUGUCGGUCUUCCGAACAUAGUUCUUGCGUCGGGGUCGUCUAGUUCAAGAAGAAAACAUAAAUCGGUGUUCCCGUAAAAAUUAAAAAUUGGUUUCAGAGGACAGGUUAGUUCAAACUGGAACAGAAUAAUUUUUUCUUUCUUUCUUCUUCCUAUUUUUUUUCAAACCAAUUUCAAAAUGCUUCUUCGUGUAAAGCAGACGUGGAUAAGCCCAGGAAGCCGUAGUCUCGACAGUCGACGUAAAAACCGGAUAACCACUACACUACGAAACCGGAUACACUAUUAAUGUUGGGAAAAUAAGUUUAAAUAGGCUCCACCCGCUCUUGCAUUGGUAAUAGGGCUCCGCAACGCGUGAAGAUAACAGGAUGAGAGGUACGGCAAUACUUUUUCAUAUCUCCCAAAAAAAAACAUUUUCUAUGGCAUUCUCGCUCGUUUUCAUGUCGUAGCCUCGUUUUCAGCCUCGUUUUCGUAGCCUCGUUUUUCUCGUUUUCUCGUUCCAGUUCACUUCCGAGAAUAGGAAGAGGGUAAUCGAGAGUAAUUCUGUGAUUGUUUUUUUUUUUCUGUACACAAUUUCCUUUGCUUGGUGGCGGCGCAAAUAGCCAUUUGUAAACGGACGAUACCGUUUUUUAGCGUUUUUAAGAUAGUUGCAACAUUUUUGCACUCUUAUGGAAAUUCUCCUAAAAAGAAGACCUUAACAGACUGCCCUUCUGCACGCUAAUCUGUAAUAAUAAUAAUAAUAAUAAUAAUAAUAAAUAAUCGUCAACAUCAUAAUCGUCAUCAUCAUCAUCGAGUGUCGCCCAUUACUCAUAUGUCAAUAAAAAAUGAGCCUGGCUCUUUCACUAAACGUUUUACGCAGAUUUACUUUAGAUCUAAACGUCGAUGAUCCAUAUUUAUUUUUUUAAUAGAAGAAUCAAAUAAUUUUUCCAGAGAAUAUAUGUGUUACCAGACAUGCAUAACAUCUUAUCCUGGUUUCUACUGAUGACAUCGGCCGUUCGUAAAAGAAGCAUAGGUUGUAGCGGCGGCGGCUGAUCAGCAUCAAAUUUCUCGUUGUAAAAUUACUACUUUAUAAAACAGUGUGAUCAUGAGAAUUAAGGUGAUGACCAUAGACGAUGAAUUAGAUUGAUACUUCAACAACUUCUUCCCUCUACUUCUGUGGGAAAUGUGUGAGGGCACCAAAUGAGAAGUCACAUUUUGAUCUGUCCAUUUCAUUCAGGCUGAUAACUCACGCUAAACAGCUGCUUGAAGACAACGAGGAGACGUUGUGUGUACGAGUCCUGCAGACAAUCAAGGGGAUGAUGGCACGAGACAUUGACUUUGGAGACAAGGUACGAAAUAACAAAGCUUUGAUGUUUCCUGUAGUCUAUGUUCACGCAUACAGACGUAAGUGUUUACCGCUGUCCACACAAGAACAGCUACUAAUUUAUUCACUCGAUGCUCACGAGUUUAAGCCGACGUCUAGCAAUAGCAGACGUAUUUCCGGUCGUGGCUUCUCUCCCUCCGGAAAUACGUCUGCAGUUCGCAGGCUAGGUGACGUCUGUACGUGAGGAACAACAUUGGGGAACUUAAGCGAAGGCGUUUUUGAGAGACGCACGUCAACCGGAAGUAGACUUUUUACAUUCCUGAGCAGUGGUUUUGCCCAAGUUUUCAGUUAAAUCGUCUCUACAAGUGUAAAGAAACUAAGCAAUACAAAUUUUAUAGCGUCACGGCAUAUUAAAAGGGAAAAGUCCUCACUUCCGGUUGACGUGCAAGUAGUCAAAGGAGCGACGGAGUUUAAGCGGCGACGUUUUUUGGACGACCCAUGUCAACCGGAAGUGGAUUGUUUACACUCUUGAGCCGUGAUUUUGAACAAAUAUUUGGGCAGAUCUUCUUUUUAAGAGUAAAAACAGUUCGCAAUACAAAUAAGGAAGCGUCAAGACACAUUAAAAGAGAAAAAGGCUCACUUCCGGUCGACGUGCAUCGCUCAAAAACGUCGCUGCUUAAACUCCCUGAUAGGGCGGUUAAGCAACCGCGACGACGGCAACAAGAGCGUCUUUUGCUAAGAAGCAAUAAGUAAAAUAGGGAAAACAACCCUGCACGUGCAGCACAGUUUUUGGUACAUUUCUUUGACAUCCACUACACGGCUACGAGGUGAAACCUCUUUAUGUGACGCGGUUUUAUAGAGGACGUGAACAUACAAAGACUUUUAGAACUUGGAUGUGGUCCUCAAGAAUUCAGCUCCAGGAAAAUUCGUCAAAUCGAGCGAGGCUAAGUGAACGCAGUUGCUUUUGAUUUUCUGACAGGAUGUCGCGAAUUCAAAAUAUGCGCGUAGCGUCAUAGAACCUUGCAAACUUCGUUUGUAUCGUGGUCGAUUUGGUUAAACAUUCGGAAUUUGAUCUCUAAUCUCUUGCAGUGGUCCGACUACCCAUUCCUUGACCGCCCCUCGGGGCUGGUUUUUAGUGAGUGCUUGUCGCUUGGGCCGUGGUUAGUCUGGUAUACUUUAAAGCUUGUAGGCAAAGUGCAGCUGAACAAGAUCUAGUAGAGGCCAAGGGUUGACCACACCACAAAUCAAUUUUCCAUAAUUGAUCCCCUACUCUAGACCCAAACGUCUAUACCCUAUCCCAAACUAAACUACUUAAAAACCGCUCCCCAUACAGCGGCACACACCCAUAUAGCUUUUAUAUGACCCCAGUAUCCUCCAACUUGGCCCAUCCGUUUAAACCGCAAUUUUGAUUAUUAUCAAAUUUCUCCUUUAAAUGUAAGUGGUUAAAUAAUCAGGAAGGAAAUGAGAAUUAAGAAAAUGAUCACUCAGAUUUAAUUAGCUGGAUAUUUUACCAAAUUCCUAUCCACUUUUAUGAGAAACAUAUGGGACAAGAAGAAAGAAUUUACAUUUUAAUACUGGGGAUUAAAGGGUUUGCUCCGUUGUUACUUUUUUUCAGGGUGAAGCAUUGCGUUCAUCACUGUUAAGCCGCUACUUUGGCUCAAACUAUUACUUCGCGAUAACAAGAGACGCAACCAGCAAAACUAACCCAGAUGGCACAAGUAGGAAAACCGGAAGUCAGCUGGUCAACUCGGGGCCUGGUGCUGAGAUGUUAUCGCGCGCGGGCGUCACGCUUUGCGAGAUGCAGGGUCUGUUGGAUAAGUGUGGAGCCUCGGAUCUGAUUAUUGACCUCAUCAUGAUGCGUCCAAACCACAGAGUGUUUCUAGAGAUUCUAGAAUUUGCCAUCGCCCUUCUAGAAGGAGGAAACAAUUGCAUUCAGGUGGAUGAUCUCUAAAGCUUUUAACGUUUUUAUUGGAUAAAUUUUCUUGCCAAUGAUUAAAGAGGACACGUCACGCUGUAUGCUAUGUUUAUAAAGCUAUCACUGAAUUCCAAGAACAAAAUGUGCAGUUCUGUUACUUAAGACUUCAUUUAGGCGUUGAAAUUGUUUCCCGUCGUUAAUUGGAAUGGAUAGCAAGGAUGGACAUGACUUAAAACUUAAAAAGCUGGGCCAACUUUUUCAAGUUUUGAUGGUACGCCUGCAAAAAAUUACCAAACAAAUUAUCAUGAUUCGUGCCCCCCGAUGACAGUUUUUUUUAUAUGUUUUUCAUAACUCUCAAGAGAGUGUUUAUGUACUUCCUGCCCCCUCCUUUUGGAACCACUUUUCUUUCACACCAUAUUGUUAUGAUCCUUGUACAAAAACAUUCAAACUUCUUGAAAUUAAUUUUUUUUCGUAGAAAUCUUUUCUCCAGCGAUUUGGGAACGGUAAAUGCGAAGAAUUCUUCAGAUACAUUUAUGACAAAAUGACAGAUGCCGAGGCUGAAAUUCGUGCGACCAUCACAGUUCAAACGACAGAAUCAUCUGCUGCUAAGAAGAGCGAGAAAGACACUUCACACGGAAGAAUGUGCGACACGCGGAGAUGCACUGUGAUUGGAGGACGGAGGGACACUCUAGUUACAGGUAAGCGGUUACUUAGCUAUGAAACUUUUGACUAAAUCACAAAAACCACAAUUGCAAUCCGUUUCAAUCUACUUCAAGAUUGUCCAUCCGCGCUUCCUUUUAAAUUUGCUGGGUGAUUUAUAUCUUUUUCUAACUUUUUCAGUGUUUAUUUUAAUAUUUCACUCAAUUUGGUUGCACUUUUCUUGGUUUUAAUUAUGAUAAAUUUCGUGACAUAGCUCCUUUGAUCGUUGCAGUUUCCAGUUUCUUGUACAUCCUCGUGUAGUGGUGAAUUUAAUGCUUACUUAUCGAUAAGCGCACAGACUCUGAUUUAGAAUUCCCACAAUGUCACCAAAGUUAAUGUUUUUAUUCAGGUUUAACAUCACAGUUCUUUUCCUUUCCACACAACGUCGUUAUCAUGUACAUUUCUUAAUUGCUUUGCACAGUUAUUUUGUCGCCAUUCAGCCAGACAGACUGAAUUUUAAAAAAAUCAAAGAAAAACAUGUUUUAGGAAUCGUUGGCAUCUUCCGUUAGGUUCUUAAUGAUAAGAUGUCUACAGUGUGCAGGUCUCUUGUGUCCCUAAAGCGAGGUUAACCCUUAAAGCUCCAAAAUACAAAUACAAAUACAAAUUCUCCAGACUGAUCCCCAUACAUUUCCUUGAAUUGGUUAAGAGAAUUUGUUUGCAUAUCAAAGCGUUUCCCAUCAGGUGAUUAUUUUAUUAAUUCUCACAACAUUUUCCUUUCAUUAUGUAUUGAUUUUGUUGGGAGAAAACCGACUUUGGUCACUCUUGGGACUUAAAGGCUUAACCUUGUUUGAAAGCUUUUCUCCGAGUGUCCGUAAAUCGGAUUCCGUUGUAUGUUACUGUCGGGAGACAGGCUACACGUGUGACGUUAUGUGGCUCGCGGCUCAGUAUCUCAGUUUGUUUCAGGGGCUGAACAUCUUCGUUGCGGAGUGGAACGUGCUCUCUAAGGCCAGGGUCAAAUGUCGAACUUAAUAAGGGACGAAUCGAAUGCUUAUGAUCGAGAGCAAUAGAUUUUGCUUAUUUUCAUUAGGUUCGGCAUACGUGAAGUUUGACCUUUGGUCUGGGCGUAACUUAGAGAUGAAGAAUCGCGUUUACGCCCAGCGCCAAACUUUAGUUUGGACCACGUAACCAAGUUUUUCCUUUAUUUAUCGUUUACUGUUCAUUUUGUCUACUCAAAAAUCUAAAGGUGCUCGCCAGUUUCAUUUAUGAGAACUGUUUUGGACAGUUUUUGUUUUCUUAUUUCCUAUUUUGAGAAAUUUCUCUCCCAAUAAUGGGAUUGGUUUUGUGCAGAAAAAACUGUCAUUGAACGUUUUUUGUUUGUUACCCUAUUAAAAAAGCUGACUAUUUUUUUUCUUUUUUCAGGUUCUUUACUAGGUAUCAGCGACGACGUGAAAGAACAAUUAUCCGAUGCCGCUACACACACUAGCAAGGCCUACGCCGCCGUGAGAAGGGGUCGAGACCCGGAUGCUGAGGCGGAACCUUCAAGACACCUGCCCAGUCCCUCUCUGUUAGGAGCUGAUAUGCAGAGCACGUCAGGAAAACAGGAAGUAAAGACCAUGUCUCCUGAAGUUCUGGUCAUGAAACCCAUUCUUAGAUUCCUUCAGCUUCUUUGCGAGAAUCACAACAGAGACCUUCAAGUAAGUUUGGGAUGCUUGCAAGGAGAAUUUUCGUGCUAAUUUUCUGCAAUUUCUCAGUUAUAUUGCUAAUUCUUCUUAUUCUCAUUAUUUUUCUCCAGAACUACAUUCGCAAACAAGAUCACAGUAAGGUCAAUUACAACUUGGUUCAUGAAACGCUACAGUUUCUUGACUGCAUCUGCGGGAGCACUUCCGGUGGCCUGGGCUUGCUCGGUCUGUAUAUUAAUGAAACCAACGUGGGACUCAUCAACCAGUGCCUUGAGAGUUUGACUGAAUACUGUCAGGGACCUUGUCACGAAAAUCAGGUGCGUGACACAUUGUUUCAGUGUUGCAAAACUUCUAUCGCUAAUUAGCAGUGAGGGUAUUUUUGUGGUUCAUGUUGCAUACUAGCGUACUAUUCUCUGAAACUUGAGAAAUUACUAAACAACAGAACUUUUGUUUUUGUGAUAAACUCUGAAAAACUGUUAGGCUGACAAGUUUUCAAAAACCUCAAUUGUAAUUCGUUUUAAUCUUCUUCAAGUUUGUCCAUCCGUGCCUCCAUUUGUACUUGCUGUGUUAUUUAUACUCCGGGGGGGGUACUUUAGGAAUUUCUGGGUGGGGAUGUGCCGCUGGGACCCUGGAACCCUGGAACCCUUAACCUAUACCGGAGCUAGUUCAGCUGAAUUUUGCUACCCUAUACUAGAGUAAACUCCCCAAAUCCCCUCUAUCCUAGAGUAGCUGUUUCAACACAACUGAUCAGUUUCCUGAAAAAUGAUACCCUAUUCUGGACCCAAACGCUCUGAUUUAUAUACCCUAUCCCAGAGUAAACUGCUUGAAAACCAUACCCUUCACAGCGGCACAUAGUACCUAUAUAGCCUAUAUAUGGCUUUUUUACCCCCCGGUUUAUACUCCUUUUUAACGUCUUGAGCGGUUAUUAAACUCAGUUUGGUGCCAGUUCCCUCUCUUUGAAUUUGGCAAAAUUUCAUGACACCUCUGAUAACUUGUUGUUGUUGUUGUCCUUUCAGUCUGCUAUCGCCCUUCACGAGUCAAAUGGAAUCGACAUCGUCAUCGCUUUAGUUUUAAACGAUAUUAAUCCACUUGGCAAACAGCGGAUGGACUUAGUGUUGGAACUUAAGGUUCGUAAAGCUGUUGUUUCGUUACGCAUGUUCAACUCUUCCCGCUGUAGCAAAAUUUGGCGCUGCAAAAAUAGGUUUUGCAGCUUUUAAGAGCCGUUAGUAUUAGCUUUGUGAGACAUGUGUUUUCAGCUGGCUAACUUCGAUUUUAUUGAUCAUAUUUUUUUGUAUGUUUGAUGUUCAGUUUUUCUUUGUUGUUUUUAUCUAACAACCACAAACAAGCAAAACAGACCAACAAACAAACAAAAAACUUCUCUUCCCAGCGCGUGGGAAGAGAAUGUUUGUAUUCCUACACGCUGGAGCUUGCCUGCCUUGUGAACACUGUGAUAGUUUUAUGCACAUGGUAGCCAGCUUUUCAUCAACACACUGCGGGUGUAUUACAGUUUUCUUUAAGGAGGUUUUAUUUUCUUCUGAAAAAAAUGCCAGUAACUUCUUCGUUUUAACGAGCAUCAUUUAAUUAAGUUUUUUUAAUUGUUUUUCAGAACAAUGCAUCUAAAACGCUUCUAGCGAUAAUGGAAAGCCGACACGACACGGAGAAUGCCGAGCGCAUUCUUUACAACAUGACUCCACAACAGCUAGUAGACGUCUGCAUCCAGGCUUAUAAUCAGGAAGAUCUAGAAGACGAGAAUGAAUGUGAAGUUUCAUGUAGGGAUGUCGGUCAUAACAUCUAUAUUCUUGCGCAUCAGGUAUGGUUUUGUUUGGAAAGUUGGAGAAAUUGUAGUUUAUAGGCCGAUUCCAAGUUCCAAAAACUCUUACUUUCAAAACGAGGCUAAGGGCAAAAUCGUUCGUAUGAAAAUGUCUUUUAUUUGUAUGAGAAUAAAAAAAUCGUUUUCAUAUCAAUAGCUUUGCAUUUAGCCUCGCUUUGAAAGAGAUGGUUCGGGCGAUUUGUACGCAAGUACCAAUUGAGAACAUGGAGACGGGAUCGCCAUUUCUACGUGGUCUUCCAAGCCACACGCAGGUCAAGCCGUUUGCAAAGCAAGGGCAGUACUGUAUCUUCUUCCACUGUUGUUUUAAGACCCUGAGUAUUGGUCCGGUUCCGCGAACCGAACUCGCGACGUCCCGCUCUACAGGCCAGUGGUUUACCGACUGAGCUAAUCCUGCUGUGGUCUUGUUGGCUUUUUAAUCGCAAUUUUUUUGUUAUUUCAAAAACAAAGGCCUGCAUUUCUUGAAGUGUUGAGGGUUUUUUCGUCUAUUUGCCUUGCCAAACAUCAAAAACAAAGUUAAUCUGUGAUUUGCCCCCUCUUGUUUUCGCCUUAUUAUGUUUGACUCUACCUGUUCAAGAGCACACAAAGUUUAAGUUUCUCGAUGAUAUCCCGACUUUUUGCUUGUACAGGCCACUUUCAGCGGCACAAAUGACCUCUUAAGAAAGCUUCUAUUUAGAAUGGCCUUCUUUCUAGUCGUUGACUGUUUUCAUAGUUGUGUUCCUUCGCCGUCUCGAUUGCAGUGCCGUUUCAGUUGAAUUAUUCAGAUAUUGAUGGAGAAUGCUGAAUAAUGCUGUGAAAUAGGUACUCAGAAAACAGGAGAGGAAUUUUUCAUUUUUUGCUUACUUCAGUUUUUCCCUCUUUUGUGUUUUUAGCUUUCACAACAAAACAAGGAGAUGGCAACUCUACUUAAACCGAGCCCGCCGUCCGAUGCUGAAGAAGGCAGAAGCGAUGGUGCCCUGGAAUACUACGCAAAACAUACGGCGCAGGUCGAGGUAAAAGGCAUUCCUUAUUGUGAAAGUUUGUUUAACGACGUUUUAUCCCCGCCUAGGAAAAGACUAUUUUGUUCAUUUGGCAUGCCUGAACUUCGCCCUGAGAGUAAAUAUGGCUAUAUUUUCUCUCCUGCUACUACAUUUCCCAACAAAAUUUAUUAGUAUUAUGAAAUAAUCGUUUUAAUUUGCGGAAAAAACUAUCAGAUAUUGCUAAAUGAAAAUCUUAAUUAUUAGUAAAUGCUUACGAGGCCAUUGGGUAUUUUUUCCCUUUUUUCGUUUCCACGUCUCAACGCCUUCGUAUCGUCUGUUCAGAGAUAUGUCCAGGGUCGAACGCUUUGACAGCCAUCACGAAGUGUCCCCGUGGAAAAAAAAAAUUAUGAUAGUUCCAAAAAUUCUCCCUUUUAAAACGAUGCUAAGUGUGAAACCUUUCUCGUUAGAGAGAGUUUUAUUUGCGUGAGAGUGAAAACUCAUUUUCAUAUCAAUGGUUUCGCACUUAGCCUCGCUUUGAAACAGAGGCUUGGGGCAAAAUCGGUCAAAUAUGACAAAAUCAGUUGCAUUUGAAGUACUUUUACGACUACGUCUGCGUUCAAUCCUUGACAUCAGUGUCUGCUUAGCAAUGCGUUCAGUUAUCAUAUUUUAAUAGUUGUUUAAAUUUUUCCUUCAGAUUGUUCGCCGAGAUCGUACUAUGGAACAAAUUGUUUUUCCAGUACCGAACAUCUGUGAAUAUCUGAUCGCUGAAAGCAAAGUUAAUGUGUAUCAAACCUGUGAGAGAGAUGAUCAGAACAGUAAGGUAACUUAUUUCAUUUGUUAACAGGCCGGGAGAUUCCGUUUGUAAGAACUUUUUUGCCACAGAUAUAUUAUUGUAACUUUUAACUUUGUAAUUUUGCUUUAUUAUGCAUGUAUUUUAUUAUAACAGUUUUAACUUGAGAGGGCGGUGUUACAGUGAUAUUGGCAUCCCCGCGUUUUGAACAUCCCCAUUCCCAAAACCAUUGUAAUAUGGGCAUCCCUUUAGCGAUUUGGGUUAGGGUUAGGGUUACAGGGGAUGCCCAUGUCACUAGGGUUUUGGGAAUGGGGUACUCAAAUCACUUUAACAGCGGUGUCGCGCAUUCGCCACUUUAGAAACGAUAAGGGACCUGCCCGAGUUAACUUUUGCCAAGACUUCUGAGAGUGUGACCGGGGACAAUGGAAAUAAUUAACCAAUAGCGAACCGGCGCGUCCCCGGUAACCAUCCCAGAAACAAUUGCGGGACACGUGUCGGCUCCAGUCCCCCUCUCGUAUUGUGUCCCGUUCGUACCAACCUUUUCAGUUAUAAACGUUUUCCAUUUUAUGAUAAUUAAGGAUUUAUUUUUUGCCUAUUUAUUAUUUUUCGUAUUGCAUUUAUGCAUUGGACCUAAGAUUUACCACAUGAAGUUGAUAGAAACAGUCAGGUUCUAACGUUAUUUUGUUUUCAUUUUCAGGUUUCAGAUUUUUUUGAUCGAACAGAGGGACUGUUUCGGGAAAUGCAGUGGCAGAAGAAGCUAAGAGGUAUCAAAACUGAUCUGGAAAACAAUUUUUGCAAUCCUGAGACAGCGUCUUUGAAAGUCAAGCUGUUGAAAAGUUUCUGUCGAAUGCGUGUUUCCGCCAAUGAAGGUUUUUUGUUUGCGUUCGGCAAUACGUCUUGACUUGGGAAUCGUAGCUUGAGAAAACAGCCGACAUUUCGUGACGCCACCCACCACUGGUUUCCUGGCAAAAUAGGGACUUUAAGAUCCAACGACGCGACGGCAAUGAGAACGUCGCUUAAAAAGUGAAUUUGCGUUCUUUCAUUCUUUAUCGCAAUUAUUCCUACCCACUUACUUUGUCAAAUGUAGGCGAACCCUCCUGGAGUUGAAUUCCUAGGCACCAUACACAAGUACAGAAAAAGAAAUAAAAUUUCGUCGCUGCUUGUUUACGUCCUCCAUAAAACGCGAAAUUAGGCAUGUUUACGUCGUAGUCGUGCAAAAACGGGCAGAGAAAUGUAUAAAAAAGCGUGGUGCACGUGCAAAGUUGUUGUUUUGCAAAUAAAACCUAUUGUUUUUUUGACGUUCUCGUUACCGUCCGCGUCGUUGGAUCUUAGGGCCUGUUUACAUGGAGGUGGGGGACCCCAGGUAGGUGAGGUAACCCGCUUAGGUGGGGUAACCCGCCUGUCCAUAUAAUCUCUCAUUUUCAUUUGAUCACGUUUACAUGAUAGGUGGGGUGACCCGCCAAGGCGGGUAGCCCGGUCUACCAGACCGGGUUACCCUCUCAGCCGGGGUCACAAUUUGUCAUGUAAACGUUUCAAGGUGGGGUAACCCGCCUGGCCGGGGUCGGAUUCGUGAUACAUCAAAUUCGCGCAAAAUUCACUUUCGCGGUGUCUUUGCAUUAUGAUUAAAGUUAACAGUAGAAAGCUAUUGCACUGACGGGUUGCAGCAAGAGCAACAAGUGAGUGAAAAAGUGCAUUAAUCGCCAAAACUCGUGGUUUGCCAGCAUUUUUCUUGUUUACGUGCUUAGCGACCAUUCAAUAAUCUUGAGAAAGUGCACCCCGGGAAGGCGGGGUUGUAAGAUUGCAUGUAAAGGCGGGUUAUUUUUUUACCUCACCUAAGCGGGUUACCUCACCUACCUGGGAUCCCCCACCUCCAUGUAAACAGGCCCUUAAAGUCCCUAAUGACGCCUGAGAAACGAGUGCAGAAAUUCCAUACUGAUGACGCGUCACUACCCAGAAACAAACGAACGAAAACAAUCGUAACUUGGGUACCUGCGUUUUCUCGCAUCGUUUGUGUGUUGUCCUUCCUUCCUUCCUUGGACUGCUGGGCCGAGUUAUUCAAAGCUGGGUUAAGAUAAUCCAGGGUUAGUUCGAAAUUUGAACUCGGAUAUGAAAGCUUAAAAAGCAAAUUCAUCGUAAUUCUUUUUGUCAACAAUUUGAUGAUUGGCUACUCUAAAAAGAAUAGAGAAAAUUGUCCAAGAAAAUGCUCUUGAUGAAAAGAAAAAGACACCGGGGUUAAAAUUUAACCCUGGGUUAGCGCUAAUCGGCCUUCGAACAACUGGGCCUGUUGCUUAUUACCUGCCAUUUACGUUUUGAAUUAGUUCUGAUCCAGUAGUUUAUUGUGUUAUUUUAGUUUACGCUUUCUCUAUGUACUAAAAGGUUCUGUAACCUUCUUGACUGUUACGUCAACAAAACCGAAAGUCUGUUUUUCUUGUAUCCUGUAACUAACGUUUUUCACUGUUUCUUGCAGAGAGCCGGUUUCUGUUCGGCGUGAGCAGCCGGAUGACGUUAUGGGAACAAAUUUCCAUCAACUUUGCAGUGCUUAUUAAUCUGCUUGUUGCCUUCUUUUAUCCUUUUUCGGACGGCCCCGGUGGUAAGAAACUCUUAGAAAUUAUCUCAGUAGAUUGUCAAAAUUGUUUUCCCUCUCUGAAGUGCUUUUUAUUGUGCUGUGCACCUAGCUCACGCCUGUCCUCCUCUGGCGCGCGCGCAUCCCUUAUCUCGCUUCCCAUAUUUCUUGUUCUCGUUCCUCGCGCGCAUCGGUUAUCUCGUUUUCCAUAUUUCUUUUUUCGUUCCUCGCGCGCAUCGGUUAUCUCGCGUCCCAUAUCUCUUAGGCUUCUCAACGCAGGCUUUAGCUUUUGCAUCUGUAAAAGACCAUUAAAGGGAAAGUUAAAGAGUGGUACUCUUCUGUGGUUCUGGGCCCGGUUCCUAGAAAGAUGGUUAAGUUUAACCCAGGAUUAAGCGAAAUUUUUAACCACGGUUUUCUUGCUAAGAGAAUGUAACUCAAUCUCACAAAAUACAGUUGAGCUUUUACUCUGAGACAGCUUUUACACCUGAGGAUUUUAAAAAUCCUGACAGAAGUUCACAAGUGGUGAUGAGUGAGUUGAAGAGUUUCUGAUUUUGUUGAAAGCAGGAUGGUCAGAUAAAGCCACUGAGCUGAUCUUUCCUUUACUAUAUCAAGAUAUGUUAAUUUGCUAAGUGAUUACUCAAGAUUUACUUUCAACGAUUUUGUGUCUUCCGUUUCAGAUCUAGACUCUCGUUUGUCUGUGCUGGUUUGGCUGGCCAUGAUAGUGUCGUCUGUCAUUAUUGUUUCCUUUCCUCGGCCGUCAGGGAUCAGGACUUUCGUAGGCUCAACUAUUCUUAGACUUAUUUUUUCUCUUGGACUGGAACCCACUCUCAAGAUUUUAGGAUUAGCAAAUGUAAGAAAUUCUGCUGGAAUAAUAUUUAAUAGAACGGUUUUCAUUUGAGUCGAAUGUAAUUCAUAUUUUUUAGAAUAUGUUCACACCACUUUUUAAACCGGUUCGUGCCAAAACCAAAGUCUAUUUGUAUUUGAAUUACCCUAAGUUGCCGCUUGCAAGCCCUGGGAUUUUAUGUCUUCGUAAGGGGUUUAAGGAUGGCGGAAUAGUGAAAGCAGUGGCGGAUCUAGGGCAGGGGCCCGGGGGACCCCCCCUUAUUGUUAGGCCAAACUGAGGCCCGAAGGGCCGAAAAAAAAAUUUUGGAUGCUGCCCCCCUUAUGUAAGGGUCUGGAUAACCCCCCCUCCCCCGGUUUUGCUAAUAAUUAAGAUAAGCUUUUCUUACAAUUUUAAAUUUUCAGGUAAUUAUCAAAGCAAUAUUUAUAGUUAGUUAUGUUGGAAAUCGUGGUACAUUUGAACGCAAUAUUCACUGGCUGCUGUCAGAUCGAAAUCUAGUCCUCCAUCUCAUGUACUUCACCUUUGGAGUGCUUGGAUUCACAGUGCAUACCUUCUUCUACUCAAUAUUGGUAAGUGUUCGACCAAUGUUGGCAAGUGUUACACAAAUAUAGGAAGGUACAAUGCUGCAUGAAGAUAGGUAGUGCCUCUUGACUUCAAGAGUUGAGGAGUGAAAGACUUUAAGAAGGCGUAUACUAGUAAUAACUAAACCCUAGGGAGUGCGGACGAGAUCGAUGCGACAGAAAGGUCUUGCUCGAGCGCUGUGCUUUGCGUAAGUUUUACGAGAUAGAAGUUCAAAACGCGCGUGGUCAGAUUACGAGAGGUGGAAGGUCCAAACGCGCGUGAUCAGAUUGCGUUUUCAGCAUUCCAUUCACUGUUAGUGGGAGUUCAAAUGAAUGCUGUCUACAUACGUGCUGCGCAUGAAUAACAGCAACCUGGAGAUUAAUAUUGCGGGCUCCACAGGGCGCCCGCAAUAAAUUCUUGUCAAUACGGUACACAGUAGUGGUGUGAUAUGACCUAACAUUGACAAGUCUCCAUCAUCUUUUCUCUUCAGCUCUUAGAUGUGAUAUUUCGAGAAGACACCCUCUGGAACGUAAUUCAAAGCGUCACACGCAAUGGCCGUUCGAUCAUCUUGACCGCCAUCUUAGCCCUUAUUCUUGUCUACAUGUUCUCCAUCAUCGGGUUUCUGUUCCUGAAGGAUGAUUUCUUGGUCGAAACUGAACCUAAUCCCCGUCUUCACUUCGGUAAGUCCAGUCUUUAUUUUUCAGAAUCUAUCCACCAUACCACAUGGGUAGAAGGUUAGUUUGACCCUGUAAGCCUUAUUAUUAUUAUUAUUAUUAUUAUUAUUAUUAUUAUUAUUAUUAUUAUUACUAUUAUUAUUAUUAUUAUUAUUGUUAUUAUACACUGCGCUCACUGUCUGUCUUCUCAUUGGCUAGGAGCCCAGAGUUAAUUUUGAAAAUCAGCGCAACCUAUAAAUUAGUUAAUUAUUCACUAUAUUUGCUAGCAGAUAACUGACUGUUCUGAAGGUUGCAAUCGCAAUGCAUGGUUUCUAACAGUUGGUUGUUCAAACGCUAUAUAGUGCUACCCACUGGAUAAAUCACUAUCCAGUGGAUAAUUAUUACGGAAACCAAUUGAGCUAUCCAAGUGGGUUUUGAGCAACUGGGACCUGUGUUCCAUGCGAAAGUGUGUUUGUCGAUAUUUUCUUUUUAACAAGGUUUACGUUAUAUCCGGAGUGUUAUCAGUCUCAGCUGAGGUCUGCGAAGUAGCGCGGAGAUCUUUGUUCUGGGUCCCCAACGGACUGAACGAAUUAUUGGAAGUGUGUUUCGAAUUUCGCAUCAAACUGAUUGGCCAAUCGCAGAAUGUUUUUUUUAACGGGCCAAUCAUGGCACGUGCUCAACUCAUGGCACACAGCUAGGGGUACAGAACUAGGAUUUCAGCGCUAGUAACCAGAGCCUGGUAGUUCGAAGCUGGGUCAGGAUAACCCAGGGUUGGUACGAAAUUUGAACCCAGAUAUGAGAGCUAAAAAGCAAGUUAAGUUUAAUUCUCUUUGCCUACAAUUUGAUACUCUAAAAGGAAUGGAGAAAAUUAUCCGAGAGAGUGUUUUUGAUAAAAAGAAAUAGAAACCAGGGAUAAAAUUUAACCUUGGGUUAGCGCUAACCAGCGUUCGAACAACUGGGUGCAGAGGUUUAGUUUCGUCUGUGGCGCAGGUAGCCUACGAAAACAGCCAUCUCUCCACGCUCGCUUAACUUUCCUAGCGGGGAGCGACGGCUUUAUUUGCAGAAUAUUUCACAGGCUAGGAAGUUUGAGCGUGAUAAAAAUUAUGAAUGGACUCACGGAGUUACCUUUAAGCAUGAUUCGCAUUUUACAUAUUUUUCUGUCAUCUUUGCUUUUCAGAAUCCUCGCCACCAAACACAUGCUCUGCGGGUGAGAAGUCUUGUCAAGAAUCCUUGUCUCUUUCGCAAUUAAGUUCAGAAGAGGACAGUAGCAAGGAGCGCGCCUGUGACACUCUGCUUAUGUGCAUUGUAACCACGCUCAAUCAAGGGCUUAGAAAUGGUGGUGGUAUCGGGGACGUGCUCAGGCGACCCUCCAUGAAAGAGAACAUGUUCGUCGGUCGCGUUAUUUACGAUCUAUUAUUCUUCUUCGUCGUUAUUAUCAUCGUCCUUAAUCUUAUAUUCGGAGUAAUCAUCGAUACUUUUGCCGAUUUGAGAAGUGAAAAGCAGAACAAGGAAGAAGUCCUCAAGAACACUUGCUUUAUUUGUGGUAAGUCCCUUUCUAUUUAACCACAAAUUAUAAGUUAAAAGCAGAGGUGAACGCUUUCAAGCAAGAAGUUAUACCGAACUGCUAACUCCAAGUAGAAGCAAUUCGACUUGUUCACAAAAUCAUUUAUUAAUAACUUAAAUAAGGCUGCCCAAUCUCUUUAGCCCUCAAUGGUUAUUUUGGGCAGCCUGCACUCUGUCUAUUUUUAAUAGUAUUUUAGAUAUAUGUAUAAUUCAAUGUGGAGUACAAAUAAAGUUGUUGUUGUUGUUGUUUACUUUGUACUUGAAUAUCACAGCAAUUCAUUACUUGUCAUUUUGGCUUUGGAAAAUGUCAGUGGUCAAGACAAGUGACAGAAGCCUGUUUUCUGCAGAUAUCCUUAUCCGAGGAAGAAUUUCAAAGAUACAUUUUUUGACAAGUGCAGUUUACUAGUAAUGCCUGACCUAAAUUCGUUUCUUUAAGGCGGAGUUCUAAUCACUUUGUGACUUUGCAUUUCAGGUCUUGAUCGCUCAGCAUUUGACAACAAAGCGGUGUCCUUUGAUGAACACAUUAAUUCCGAACACAAUAUGUGGCAUUACUUGUACUUCAUAGUGCUGCUUAAAGUCAAAGACACGACCGAGUUUACUGGGCCUGAAAGCUACGUCAGUCUUAUGGUUAAGGUACGUCAUAGCUGAGUGUAGGUUUCGAAAAUGAGAUCCAGGCUCAACAAGAAUAACCUGAGAAAACAGCUGACAUUUCCUGACGACUCCACCACAGGUUUCCCGACGAAAUGACGUCUGAGAAACGAGCGGAGAAAUGCCAUACUGAUGACGGGUCACUACUCAGAUCUGGGUAGUGCUUUCGAUUGGUCAUAUCGCGUGGAAAUUUUGCUUCAACUAAUCAGAAGCACUGGCCAGAUCUGGGUGUUCACGCGUCAUCAUUGUGGAAUUUCUGCGCUUGUUUCUCAGACGUCAUUUCGCGGGGAAUCCAGUGGUGGCGUCGCGAAAAUGUCAGUUGUUUUCUCAGGCUACCUGGGUACCAGGCCCCAGGUGUUCAAGAGGUGGAUAACGCUAUCCACUGGGAUCCACUGGAUUAAUCUUUAUCCGGUAGAUAACGCAAUUGGUUUCUGUAACCACGUAUCCGCUGGAUAGUGAUUUAUCCGCUAGAUAAUACUAUCCAACGUUUCAACAACCGGGGCCUAGGGUUUAACCGAUAUUGUAUUCCCGUCCGGUCGACUUUUUACCAAAAGCCUUUGAGAAAAUCUCUCAUGUCGCGGUAAAUCUUCUUUUAAGCCUGCUUUGGUGCUUUAAUAAAAUACUCCUAAAGACGGUGUUCACUACACUACUCUGCUAACCCUGCUUUAAGAAUCAAACUAUUAAAAGAGGCCUUAAAUGUUGUUUUCUUAAGCUACGUGCAAACGGACGCAACAACUCCCAACGUUUUUGGUCCAACAUUGUUGUGAGUUGUUGCGUCCGUUUGCACGCGGCUGAACGUUUGACCGGUUUCAAACUUUGCGCAACAACACGCUGUAACAUGCAACAGGGCGUGCAAACCGGAGCAACAUGUAACAUCCAACAAUGUUGGGAGUUGUUGGCCAACAAUAAUGUUGCGGCCGUUUGCACGGGGCUUUAGAUGACUAACACUUUCUGUACACUCAUCAAAGUAUGGUGUGAAAACUCCCUGGAGGAACUCAAAUUCCUGUGAUUCCCCUCCUCAAAAAAAGGAAAAUGGUGAAUGAUGCCGUUGAUCGGCGAAAGCUUGGAUUGUAAUUUUAUUUAUUAAUCAGCAGUUUAAGGCCUCAUUAUAACAAUAUUUAAUAUAUAAGUCCAGUCUGGUCCUCGUUCUUUGCUAACAAAACUGCUUUUCGAUAAAUUGAAUAAGCCCACCCCCACCCCCACGGAGAAAUCGAAGACAAUGGUUAGGCAACUUUUUGGGGGUAAACAAGGUGCAUUAUUGUCUUUGUAAAAAUGGUGAAUUACCCAUGUCUAAUCGUCAGCAAUUCUUGUCUUGUUGUCAUUUCACGUUUGCGUCGUUUUGAAUAGGAUCAUGAUCUGGAAUGGUUUCCACGGAUGCGUGCAAUGAGUCUGGCAAUGGAUGAAGGAGAGAGCGAGCAAAACGAAAUGAGAAAUCUUCAGGAGAAGUUAGAGAGCACCACACGGUUGGUGUACACUUUAUCACAGCAACUGAAUGAACUCAAAGAACAGGUAAGACGCCAUCUUAUUGCCAUUUUUGUAGCUGGCGGGAUUGUUAUGCCCAGGGGACUUUUUGGACCCCUUUAAAUACAAGAUAGCAGGCUGCAUAGCUGGCGCAGGGAUACCAUCUUGGAUUUCAAAGGGUCCAGGUGACAAUGUCACUGUUAUUGGGUUGCCUGAGUGCUGGUUAAGUCUGUCUGCAAAACAGCACCGAAAUCCUUGUUGUAGGCCCCCGUCUGUGUACCAGGAUUUGAGUACGAGCCAUGAUUGGCCUGUUGAAAAAUCUAUUGUCAUUUUGCCAAUCAGGUUGAAGGAAAAUUCGAAACGUAUUUCCGGUAAUUCGUUGAGUCCACUGGGGGCCCAGAGCCAGGAUAUCGGCGCUACUUACCCGGGUUAGAUUAUGUCUACGACACAGGCUUGUUUUUAUUAACCCUUUAAACCCUAAAAUCAAAAUUCAAAUUAUCAUUUGUUAUCCCUGUGCGUUUUCAAUAGAAGUGGUGGGGAGAAUUUGUUGAAGUAUCAGUUAGAUUCAUCUAGUGUGAUCAUGUCCUUAAUUCUCAUGACCUCUCUGUUUUACAAAGCAUUGAUAUUACAAGGAGAAAUUUGAUGCUGAUCACUCUUAGGGCUUAAAGGGUUAACCUACUUAAAAACGUCUUUCACCUUCCUCAGAUGACGGAACAACGCAAGCAAAAACAGCGAAUUGGUUUACUGGGACCUCACUCCGUCAACAGUCUUACUACUAAUAACUUCAAGAUUUGAACACGUAGUGAGGAAGAGCGGAAGGGACUAUUGCUUUGGCCAUCGGACCACUCAGGAGUAAAUGGCAAUACCUCAGCUCCUGUUGUUAGGCGAUUCUACCAGGUUGUUCAGUCAAUGGUGGUGGCUCUUCACCAAGUUAUCAGAUCGAAAAAUGAGAAAAAUAACUUUUCUUCCGUGAAAGGACAAACUAGAGACAAUCCUUUAGCGUAUAAACUGUAAAGUCGGGUUUCCGCCCUACUUACUCUGCUUAAAGUCAUCUGUCAGUGAGCAACUACAACUAUUUAGUAGGAAAUCAUGCCAGGGAUUUAAUGGUCAGGAACCAAAGUUUUGAACAGUGAAAAUAUUAACCGUGUAGCACUAAAGUUCUCACUCGAGAAAGACUCUGCAUGAAUGGAAUAAGGUCUUUGUUGAGCAUGCCUUGUAUGUUGCUAGGAUACAGUUUCGAACCCAGGCCUAAUUCCCGUGCGCUUUGAUACUGGGGCUCAAUAUGACCAUCGAUUUAUUGCGUUCGACUUUAGGAGAACGCAACACCUAAUCUUGGGACUCCUUUGGUGCUCAAGGGUGACCUUUUUGGUACUCAUUUCGUCGUACGUCUGCAUUUUCUGCGCCAUCUUGAAUAAUUAAUCUUGUGGGCACAAAAAUGCCAAAUACAAUUAAUUUAACGUCGGCCGUAGCAAUGAUUGCGUGGCGCAAUGGACAAUGCGUUGCCCUUCCACGUCGAAGGUCUUGGGUUCGACUCCUGCCGGGUGAGACUUGUUUUCUUUUUUUCGUACUCGUUUUGUUUUGUUUUGUUUUGCAGCAUCUAUUUAUUAGGAAAUAACGUCACAUUUGACCGUAAACCUAAAAAAGCUCGAACGCACUUCCUAAUCUGAGAUUACUACUAGUCAAUAAAACGGAUGCUCGGACUCUAUAAACCAGUUUGAUGAGAGAAAAAAAGAUUGAUUACAGUGGCGGAUCCAGAC
Messenger RNA from Porites lobata, 48462 nucleotides. The record is from the annotation of a GenBank genome assembly. NCBI's taxonomy places the organism in Eukaryota, Metazoa, Cnidaria, Anthozoa, Scleractinia, Poritidae.